Molecule: messenger RNA, 75946 nt
Organism: Podarcis lilfordi (Lilford's wall lizard)
Lineage: Eukaryota; Metazoa; Chordata; Lepidosauria; Squamata; Lacertidae
Source: the annotation of a GenBank genome assembly
AUGGCUUCCGAGAGGAGAGCGAGCGGCGAGGACUGCCUGCAAGAUGGCACCUGCGACGUGUGCGAGCCCGACGAGGCGCAGAGGGCCGUGCAGGCCUGCGAGGACUGCGGCUUCUCCUUCUGCGGGCCUCACGCCCAGGAGCACAGCCGCAAGUACGGCGCCCACCGGACGGCUGCCGUGGCCGCUGCGGAGCCGGCGGGCAGGGAGGCCGCGGAGCCGGAGCGGGUGGUCGCAGAAGGGGAGCGCAAGGCGGAGCGCAGGAAGUGCGAGGAGCACGGCGAAGACCUCAGCUUGUACUGCAAGGAGCACGAGAAGAUCAUCUGCGUGCUGUGCGCCGUCUCGGGCUCCCACCAGCAGCACGAGAUCAUCACGCUCAACGACGCCUACGAAGCCGUCCGGGUAAGGAUCCUGAGCAGGCGCUAGGUGGGCUAGGAGUGCGUGGUGCCCGAAAGCCAGCGGCGCUCCUUUGGUUUGGAUGCUGGCAGCAUGGCACCCCGGAAAGCGCACUUGUUAAAGGGCUGUGGGCGGGGACCACUUCGGAAGGCGCGUUCAUAAGCGCACUGGGAAGUUUGGGCGCUGGAAAGGUUUAUCGGGUGUUCGUUCUUCUGGGUAGCAGAAUUCACCAGUCCCACCCCUCUGACUGCGUGCUGUGGCUUGUGCACCCUUCCCCUGCCGCUUCGGAGAGUCACGGGAGCUUUGGUCCAGCUGCAGAGGAAGGACGGGGGCCAGCGGAAAGGGAUGUGGCAGAAGUGGAGGCGGGGCAAGGAAGUCUCUGAUGGCCCGUUUCUCCUUUUAAUAAACAGGCUCUAAAAGUGCUUUCCCCAGCCGAUCAAGCAGAAAGUGCGUUCAGACGCCUUGUUAGCGACUUUCUGUUUACCAGAAGGUUGUUGAAUGCAUAUUUUCUGUGGCGCUAUGGUCAGAAAGAACUACAGUUAAUUGGUUAAUUGCCUUUCGCUCCCUGCAGUAAGCAGACUUUAUGAUUGCAAUGGUUCUCCUCAACAAGACCAUUGAUGGCAAAGUGGGAGCCCUGAGGAUCAUGUCCUGCAGGGAUUGAGUGAUUAUUUAAUUUCUAUACCACUUAAUAUAUGGGGGGGAAAUCUCCAAGCGGUGUACAAAAAACUGAAACAACAAUACAGGCCUUGAGUUGAGCACUGUUGAGUUUAAUCCUUAGUUAUUAGAAAGUAGCUCUGAAGAGUUGACCAGAAGUAUGUAGUGACCAAACUGCGGGAGGCAGUGGAAGACAGGAGUGCCUGGCAUGCUCUAGUCCAUGGGGUCACGAAGAGUCGGACACGACUAAACGACUAAACAACAACAACAACAACAUGUAGUGGAAGAAGUUUGAGGGAAUCUCCUUGAGUAAGGAAUUUGGGUUAACUUUGUUGUAAAGAACCAUGCCUAUAGAGCCAGGUGGAAGCGGUAUACUUCUGCUAAGGUUACCAUCCUUCCUGAAAGAGCCUGUCUGCAUUUCACAUUGCUAUGACAGGAAAAAUUCAAUGGGAGCAGCUCAUCCUAUAACUGAAUACUAUCUCAGGAGAGGUACACAUGUUGAUUUCCUGCCCAUCAAGCAGCUGAGAAAGGCAUGUCAAUUUAGGGGGCGGGGAAGGUGGUUUCAGAAUUGGCUUUAUGCAGCUGUCACCACUGGAAAUCUGGAUUAAAAUGUAUCCCUUGCUGUUGCUUUCACUGUGUUUGGAACUUGCUUGCUGCCUGACAACCAUGUAUGUUGCUACUGCAAUCCCUGUCCCUUGUUUUUGCCAAAUACAUUUGGUAUUUGGGAAUAAGAACAUAAGAGCCCUGCGGUACAUUUAUCCUAGUGUCCCAUUUCCUGCAGUGAUUAUCCUGUUGCCUUCAAACAGGGUGUGAAGGCAAUAGUGCUCACUAGCUAUUGUUAUCUUGGCAUCUGCUAAGUGUACACCACCAUAGGAACCUUGUGCACAUAUGCUAUGUGCUCACAUCCAGCUCCCUCCUACGAACAGGGAAACAAAUCAAGAAGCUGGACUUAACCAUCGCUUCCUUUUACAUGCAAACUGGGAACUGUAGUCAAUGGUUUCUAAACAACAGGAUUAUAAGCCAAUUUUAACACAUCACUUCCUUAUCCUGGCUUGUUGGCAACAUCUGACCUAUUCUUUUCUGAAUAGAAACGGCUUGCUAUUGACUGUGUAGUACAUGGGUAGGCAAACUAAGGCCUGGGGGCCAGAUCCGGCCCAAUUGCCUUCUAAAUCCGGCCCACGGAUGGUCCAGGAAUCAGCGUGUUUUUACAUGAGAAGAAUGUGUCCUUUUAUUUAAAAUGCAUCUCUGGGUUAUUUGUGGGGCAUAGGAAUUCAUUCAUUCCCCCCCAAAUAUAGUCCAGCCCGCCACAAGGUGUGAGGGACAGUGGACUGGCCCCCUGCUGAAACAGUUUGCUGACCCUGGUGUAGUAUGUAGCUUUCAGGGGCUACCCAUUCUCUUGCUGAAUGUGUCUAUUUCCUCUUGUGCAGGCAGGAAACAGAGUCUGAGAGGCCAACAUUGCCAUAGUCUGCUGUUACAGAAUAUUCCAUGCAAACCAAAGAACAGCUGAUAUGUCUAAUUUUAGGCUUUCUCUCAAACAUAAGCAGUUUGUUUUUGGGCGAUCCCUAGAAAAAAGUAGCUGUUUGCAGAACAGUAGGAGGUGUUUCAAUGAUGGUGUUAACUUUUCCAGCUGCCAAAAUAGAUUUGGGGGAGGAGGAGGUAUUCUGCAGGCUUGCAACUUCCAGUGAGAAACAGACUCCACUUGUUCUUUGUAUGCUUUUAAAAGGACUCAGUGCAUAUAGAUGGGGGUGGGGGAUGCGGGACUUAUUUUAACUUCCAGCAUCUUUACUGUGUGCCCACAGAAUACUGUGCUUUCAGUUAUUUAAAAAACAACAACAAAAAACCCCUUUUGUUUUUUUCUGGGUGAAAUACUUCAUUUCCCUCAAUAUAUUCAGGAAGACUGUGGGAAAAGUGGGUGUCUAGAGGAUUGGUUGGAUUGAUACUUGUAAAACACACAAAACUGAUGAACAAGUUUUAAGAAGCAUUGCCAGUUUGGUGUGUAAGGAAGGUCUCCUGCGAUCAUUUUUUCAAAGCUUUGCAGCUUUGGCCAUUUCUUCUCCUUUUCCUUAUGUGGAAACUGAAGGGGAAAGUAAUAUGCAAACCAUUCCUCAGCACCCUUUGUGGCUGAUAAAUAAGAGGAGGACUUUGUAGUUGACCAUGUGGGCAAUUGCAUUGCACUUCUCACUGUCAUGCUGCAAGUAACAAUUUGUGUAUUGGCAGUGGCCCUGUUCGUGCACAUAAGAGUAAGCCACAGUUCCACACAAACUAUGGGUUACCACAAACAAAUUUUCUUCUGUUUGCUUGAAGAGGAGCAAGCCAUGAGUGCUGGCUUACUUGUAAUGCAAAGUUAGUUUUGCUGUUUGUUUCCCACCUCAUUCAUGGUCACACCAGAGAUCUGUGGCUUAGGCCACUGAUAUGAUGAUGUUAUAUGAAAAUAGGCCACUAUGUGUGUAGUAAGUGGAUUUAAAUGUGACACGGGAUACAUUGGAAAUUUUCACAAGAAAUGCCCUUUUGCUUCUUCUGUAUAAAUUGGCUCCUGGAGAGACACUUUGUGCGUAAAUUGGAAAGAAGUGGUGGAAUGAAAUGUACUUAACAUUGUAUGUAGGGAGAUUAUGAUGAUUUUUAAUUCAUCAGUGGGUUGGUAAGACAUAUCCCUUUAUGUAGUAAACUAUCAAGAAGAAUUUUUCUGUGUUUCAACUCAGUUCUCUGCGCUGUACUGAUUUCUAUUUGGGAGUUAUUUUACGCAUAGGAACAUUUUUUAAAAAAUUGUGAUUCUCUACCCGCAGUCUGAAGUGGCACAGUUCAUUCCACCAUCUUAUUUCUGUUCUGCUGCCUCUUAAGAGGUGCUUAUCAUGCAACAUUUAGAAGACAUGGGCUACCUUCCACAAGUAUGCAAAUCAGAGUAUCAUGUCUGAGUGCUGUAUGCAACAUGUUGUGAUGUUCAGACAAUAAUAAACUGGAAGUGGAACAUUAGUUCUGCAAGGCUGGCUGGGGACAAGUUUUGCAUGUUAUUUAGACAAGAGAUUCUCAUAUUUGCAGGCACAUGGGAAACCUACUGACAUAUAACUCUUCCUAAUCUGGAUAUAUAUGUUGUAUGCUCAUAUGGUCAUGUGACAUUGCCAUAGUCCUCACUCUUAGUAUAGCUCAAUCUUGAAUUGCCCUCCUGAUUAUGCAAGCAGAUUCAGUGUUAAGUGAAUAAAGGGUUGGAUAAGGUAGAAAAGAAUCAUAGACUUGGAAGGGACCACAAGAGGCAUCUAGUCUAACUCCCUGAAAUGCAGUAAUCUUUUCCUCAACAAAGGGAUCAAACGCACAAUUUUGAGAUUAAGAGUCUAAUGCUCUACUGACUGAGCUAAUGAAGUUUCUCUUGUGUAAUAUUGAGGUCAUCACAAUCAAGUUCCCUUGCAAGUUUGAACUUCUUAUUUCAUUAACUUUGUUUCUCCUCCUCCUCCUCCUCCUUAUUCUUUGCUGUGGAAGGGGGGCAAUGUUUGAAGUGUUUCACAGACAUUAUUUCAGUAACCCUUAUAACAACCCUGUAAGCCAAGUCAAUAUUGUUCUGGUAUGGCAGAUGAGGAGCCUAUUAAGAAAAUAUUUAUUAGCCUCAGGCUACCAUGACUAAGGUAGGUUUUGAACCAAGAAUGACUUGGCACAUGCACCUAGACUAUAUCCUAGAGCAGCUCUCAUUUAAUCCUUACAGUUGGUUUUGGUUUGUACAACCUUUCUUUCCAAGGUGCUCUUUUGGGCCAGAAAUGAUGUAAGAUUAUUGAAUUUAAUUUUUCUAAAACACCUGAACAUGUAAGCCUGCACAACCAAAUGUUUAGACUUGGAUCUUUCCAAAUGUUGGACAUAUGGAGCCGAUUUCAUUUUUACUGGCUACGAUACAUGAGUUAGCCAUACAUAGGAGAAUAUUUAAGUAUUGCCUCACAGUCACAGGCAGCUAGUUUUUCGAAGCCUGCAGGGGACAUGGAUGUGGGAGUGAUUGCCUUCAUUGUUGUUGGAAAAUGCUGAGGAAGUGUAUGCAAAUUGUGUAUAACUACGGAAAGUGUGUUUCAUUGGGAGCAGCCCAGUAUAAAUAGAUCAUUGUUUUGGUGACCAUUUGUCUUGGAUGAAGUGCUUACCGUGAUGUAGUCGAAUUGGAAAGCUGCCAGAAUUCAAACCCGGUGACUAUCUAGGCCCCAGAAUAACAAUUUGCAAAAGUGUCCUAUUUUUAGUGGGUUUGGACAUCACAAACCAUGGUUUCUCAUGAAUGGAAGAAGCCUAUCCUCUUGAAUGUCUGCAUGCUCCCCUUUUUCUCCCUGGUGUAACUGAUGAGGAGUUCAAAAGCUUUUGCUUCUGAUUUUGGUUUACAGCAGCCUAAAGCAGGGGUGGGGAACCUCAGGCCUACAAGUCUGAAUGUGGUCCUCCAGGCCUCUCUGCCCAGCCCUUGAGACUCUUUUGAAACCACAGCCCUUCACCAGCACUGGUCCACACUCUUCGAGAGUGCUUUUGCCUGGCUGGAAGUGCCCUUGGACUGUGAUAACACCUCUUGUUUGCCUGGAUGGAAGAUAGAGGUGGGCUGUUUGUGUCUGCAGAACCUCUGGCUUUUGUGUGGCUGGAGUCAGUGUUAGAAACUCAGAUCUAUUAGCUAGGUGCUGACUGGCUCCUUAAACCAGGGUUACAGUCGCCAUAUCUAGUUGCCAUUUUAAUAAUAAUAAUAAUAAUAAUAAAUUUUUAUUUAUACCCUGCCCUUCCCGUUUCAAAAACUGGGCUCAGGGCGGCUAACAGCAAAUUUAAAACACUUUUAGACACUUAAUUAUAAAAACGGCAUAAAAUACGGUAUAAAAACACGAAUAACAAUAAAAUUCAAAAAUCGAAAAUCAAUUAGAUAAUCCCCCGGGCUAGCUGGCUGAAUUGGUCCUACUUGGGCCAGCAAGGAGGCCAGGGGAGAAUUAGCUGUGGGGUCUCAGAGCGUGUGAUCUUCAUAAAAAGGGAGGGGGAGGGAAGAGAAGGGAAAUAAAAUAUCAGGCUGAAUUCAAAUUAAAGGCCAGGCGGAACAGCUCUGUUUUACAGGCCCGACAGAAGGAGGUUAAAUCCUGAAGGGCCCCAGUCUCAUGGGACAGAGCAUUUCACCAGGUUGGAGCCAUCACUGAAAAGGCCCUGGCCCUGGUGGAGGAUAGUCUGUCUUCCUUAGGGCCCGGGACCUCUUUAUUUUGGGGCCAGAUAGCUCAAAAGUCAUAUUUUUCAAUACAUUUUGGUUCCUAUAAUUCAUUAUGAUUGUGCAGAUAAAAUAUAGCAGAUGGAAUUCUUCAGGAUGGGAUAUAUUAGUGUGUGAAAGAUUAAAUGCCCCCCAGGAAUGCACCUCCAGAUGGUGGAAACGUCAGGUGCCAUCCUGGCGCCCUGGCAACUUCACUUGGUGUCAGGUGGCCAAUAGGUGCAAAAUGCACCUUGCGCCUGGCUAAAUUCAAACGCUGGCUGGAGUGUAACCUUCUGCACAAAGUUAAGAGUCACAUCCAUUGCUCCAGUCUAUUUUGCUUCAAGCCCUGCCCACUUUUGCCUCUCAGCCACUAGCACAUGGUCUCCAGAAUGUUGCAUAUGAGGGAAGGCAGCCCUUAGGCUUGAAGAGCUUCCUCACCCUUGGUUUACUGUUAGGCCCAAACCCUAAACUCUGAUGAAUCUAAAUGUGAUUAGUGGAAACAAGCCAGCUUUGUAAGUCGUGGUUUGAAGCUGGCUUGUUUCAACAAACCAGCGUUAAAACUAACUGCAGCUUGCCAGAGUCAGACAACGCGGCAGGGUGUGACUAAUCGAAAAUGGAAGUGAAAGCUUCUGAACAGCUCCUCAGCUGUAUUGAAGAGGAAACGAGGGAAGGCAACCCUAAUCUUGUUCCAUCAUGAUAAAACAUUGUUUUAGCAUGACAUCCUUAUAUAGACACUGAAAAGUCCAAAAUAUCUUUCAGGAGCUAAUGCUGGAUCUUUAAGUUUUGGUUGACAAAUACUGAGGAUAAAAUUCAAAAUCUCUUUUCAGGCAAUCAGAAAAAGGCAAUCUAAACCAUAAGUCAUGUUAGGAAGGACAGAAAAAUACUAAAUAGUCCAAGUGUGCCUCUCUGAAUUGCUUGUUUCACCACUGGGGCCUCCCCCAUCCCUUAGCUAUGAGCUGCAAUUUAGUUUUGGAGAGAGGAUAGUUCAAGCAAAAGUAACAAAUAUUCCCGGGAUUCUACAAGUGCUUUGUGCUUUGUGCCUUUCUUGAAGUGUGAACUCUUGAUUACUUCCUUAAUUAGUUCUUUCCGUCUGCUCCAUCUUACAAUUGGAAGCACGGAAGUGCAGGAUUAAAUUAUCGGGCGGCCAAUACCAAUUACAGAAAAUAAAUGAAACAUGGAGCCAGGUCACCAUUGCCUAGCAUAUUCUCAGCACGGCCUUUACACUGAAGGGUACUGAGUCACCCCUUGCAGAUGGCUGCCUUUUUUACUUCGGUGAGAGGUGAAAAAUGCUGAGCAUCUAACAGGAUUUGAGCCUGCUUGAAGCUGAGCCAUGUGACACAAGCAGUGAAUGAUUUGGCCUGUGCAAUUGCAUUUAAUUUUCAUUCCAAUAGUUUUCCCAGUGCUCUUGGCAGAGACAUUUCUUCUUCGUGGAGACCUCUGCUUGCUUAACCUCGGUCCCAGAAGAAUGAGUGAAUGUAUUCAGGGGCUCAUAGCAACUUAGCUAGUAGAAAGUGCUGAAAGAUUGGUGCUCCCCCUCCUUUCCCCCCUCCAAGCUGUCUUGUGGAAAUCCUUGUUGCGUUUGUAGAGUUGAAAAGAGUCAUGACCGUUGCCCUCUUUGUCUUUCAGAACAGAGAACAUGUGGACCUGAAGGUGGCCAUGCUAGAUAUGGUGGAAAGGUUAAAGUUCAAGUGCGCAGACCCCAAAGUAAGUUAAUAAAGUGCCUGCUGCCUUUUUUUUUUUGUCUUUUCAUUCUCCUUGAGAAAAAUGCUUGCUAACGACUAUCUGCACAUUACAUUAAGAUCUAAUUAAGCCUGUCAGUCAAUUUUUUUUUUUUUUGCCAGCUUCGUAUGUGCCUAGAGAUAAGUAGUCUCUUUCUCUUGCCCGCCCGCUUUCAUUUUAUGGCUUGAAAUGCACAAUCCGUAAUUGUCUUCCCUAAACAGCAUAUAAUUAUGGUUAUGAUUUUUUACAUUAUUUAUUUAUCUCAUCCGUAUACAGCCCUUCCUCCAAGAUGAUUUGCAUAGCAUUUGCAGCUCAAGCCUCUUGUAACUUAGGACUCCUUUUCAGACCCAGUGCCUACCUUUGACCCAAACACAGAUUUGGGGACCAACUGAUUAGUGUUUAAAACCCAUAUAUUUUCGUUGUGAUAGCAUUGCUUUUGUUACCCACAUUAGGCUGCAAAUCAGUAGUGGGUCUAGGCCCACCAGUUGAAAAUCAAUGUCGCGCUGAGGUAUGAUCACAGAAUCAUAAGAGUUGGAAGGGAUCCUGAGAGUCAUCUAGUCCAACUCCCUGCAAUGCUGGAAUCUCAGCUAAAGCAUCCAUGACAGAUGGCAAUCCAACCUCUGCUUAAAAAUCUCCAAGGAGGGAGAGACCACAACCUCGGGAGAGGGAAACCGUUCCACUGUCGAACAAUAAUUGGCCUAAGGUCACCCACUGAACUGUAUGGCUAAGGGAGGCUUUGAGCCCAGAUCGCUUAAUUCCAGGCCUAACUCUUGGUCUACUGAGGUAUACUGGCUUCAUUUCCUUAAGGGCCUAUCUACUUUCGGAGUGCAUAAUUAUUAAUCAGCCUGCUGUGGGAGGGAGUGGUGGUGCACCGAAACAGUAAACAUUGUAUUAGGGUACCAAAGAUGUUCACUUCAAUGAGUUGAUGAGGCUGUUGGCUUUCUUGUACAGUAGUCCACAUAGACAUAAUCGAGUGCCCUCUGAACCAAAUAUUUAUGUAUUGAAUGUGGGAGCGCAUUUUGUUUUACUUUAAUGAAAAGCACUCCUGGGGGCAAAAACCCCAGAUUAUUUGCUCUGGGCAAAUAAUAGGUCAUGGAAAGCAAUGAGGUUUCGGGGCCACCAGUGAAAUAAACCAAUGAUCUUGCACAUACCCUCUUUUACAUAAUUUAUAUCCUGCUCCUUCAACAUGGAUUUAUGUUCCUAGAACAGCUCGCAGAGGAGUAAGAGACAAAAAGUACAACUUAAAAUAACAUGAGCCAUGCAAACCAGUACAGAAAAUUUAAAACUACAAAUUAAACAGCAACAGCUGCCAGGUGGAUGUACUCUUCUGUUCACCAUUCCAUUCCCUGGAUCUGCCUACGCACUGGCUUUUGUGUUCUAGCCCCAUCUAGCUCCAAACAGAAAGUUGGAUACCUGUUGGUUGAAAAUUUCAGUCAGUAGAAUAAUGUGAUAUGAGAGUCAUAUACAAAUAUUUGAAGGGCUGUCUAUCUCCAGAGAGUAGGCUCAAAACCAGCAUGUCCAAAUUACAAGAAAGAGGAUUUUGACUAAAUGUUAGGAAUAACAUCUUGAUGCUGCAGAUUGUUUGGUGAACUUUUCUUCAUUAGAGGUUUUGAUGUGGAGACUGUGUGGCUACUUAUUUAUUAGUGGAUGCAUUGCAUUGGCAGCAGGGGUGGACUGAUGGCCUUUUUUGGACCUUAGCACCCCUUUGACCUGGUUAGCAUGUCAUGCUAAUAAAACAUAGCUUAGCACAGGGGCCUUAUCUGUUGUUCUUUCACCAUGGUUUGUGAAAAUAAGCCAUGGUUCAUUGUUGCCUUACUGACAUCUAUAGCUUGAAGUUAUGUAUGAACAUGGCUCCUCUUUUAACAGUAGUUUAUAUCUGUGAUUUGUUUCAUCACCCCACCCAAAUUGUCCAACAAGCAACAGAAAUGCUGGACAAGAGCGACUGGAAAACUAUGCUGCUUUCAAUGCUCAGCCGCUCACUGGUGCUAUUCUUGAAGCUGACAUCACUGCUAACAGCUUGGUAACAGGGCCCUCCACCCCAAAUCCGCCACACCCUUCUUUGAUUCACAGCUGCAUAAUGCGCUGGUACUGAAAACUUAACAGGAAUUUCUUUGAGCUGUUCCUUUUGCAGGCAUUUCCGCUGCUGGGUGCUUGGUUGGUUUGGUUGGCAAAUGAACAAUUUUGGGGAAUGUGCCUCCUUUAAAUGUGAGCAGCUUUUCAAGGGGAGAAAAUAUGGCUGCUUCAAAAAUUGUGAUGGUGGUUUGGGGAAUGAAAAAUAGAAAGUGAUUGUAGAGUGAAGAAGUGGAAGAAAAGGGUUAAACGACAGGUUGAAAAGGAGUGUGGAUGUUUUUUCUGGUGGGAAUAGAAGGCGCCAGUGACUGUUGGGUGAUGCUUAAGGCACAGAGACAGCUGAUGGUGGGAAGUAGGUGUGGUAGAAGCAAAUCUAUAUACAGUCAUACCUCGGGUUACAGACGUGUCAGGUUGUGUGUUUUCGGGUUGCGCACCGCGCUGAACCUGGAAGUACCAGAACGGGUUACUUCCGGGUUUCAGUGCUUUCACAUGCGCAGAAGUGCUAAAUUGCACUUUGCGCAUGCGCAGAAGUGCUGAAUUGCGACCUGCACAUGUGCAGAUGUGGCGCUGCAGGUUGUGAAUGCUGCAGAUUGCGAACGUGCCUCCCGCAUGGAUCACAUUUGCAACCCGAGCGUCCACUGUAAUGAAGCAAACCAUAGUUUCUUUGAUGGUCUGCUGAACAUCAUUUGGCUUAAGCAUGGUUUGUUCAAGAAACCAUGGUUUAAUGUGUGCAGUCUGAGCCUAUAUCUGCCUUGGUUCUUAAGCCUUUGCUGAUUGCCUCCAACAGGGGUGGUGAAUUCUUGAGAGUUGUGUCCCAUAUGGGAAGUAUCUAGGGGUCUGCAUGCCAGUUGUAAGCGAGACCCAAGGCAGAGUGGGGCCCAGGGCAAAAGUGGGCAGAGCAAUGGAUGUGGCUUUAACCUAUCUACCUUAGGUUACACACAAAAGUCAGAUGUUUCUGCAUGCACACAUGCACCAGGGCCAGAGAUUCCCCACGCUGGCUUACAAGGUAGCAUGUUUAUUAUGUUUUAUAACAAAGUAGAUUAAUAUUUAUCUAGUUCUGAAUCUAUACAUUGGUGUUCUGCAAUUCUUUAACCCACGUCAGAGAGUGAAUUGCUUACUCUUUUUGUCAGCUGUCAAGUGCAGAGUAUGUACCUCCAAAACUAUCCUCCAAUCUGAGUUUUUAAGCAUGUGCUUUGUGCUCUUCCAAAGGGGGACUUUUUGAGUGCCAACAAGGGAGCUGUGUGGUUUCCGUAGGCUGCGCCCUUCCAAUAUUAUGAAGUGGGCUCUUCACUCUGGUUUCAAAGUCAAAGUGAGAAGUGCUGUCAUCAGGGUCGAGAGAACGGUAAUUGUGUAAUACAGUAUCAUAGAGUGUGAUGCAAGAUUUAUGGGUCACACUCUUGAACUAGGUUGGCCAUCUGUACAGAAUUAAUAAAUACAAGUUGUUGUACUGGGGGAGGGUUUGAUAUUGUGAUUUAGGCCUGCCAACUGAUUAAAUGUGACUUGAUUCAUCAGUAAAAAGCAAGGCAGUUAAUCCAUGACUGUAAUACUUCUGUUAAGAGAUUAAUUUCAUUAAGACAGAUAUAUUUAGUGAUGCCUGGGGAACUGGUGUUGCCCAUCAAAGGGCUUUCUCAAUAAUAUCACCCAGGUUGUGGAAAAAAUUCCCUUUGGAGGUUAGGUUGGUGCCAACAUACAUACCAUUUGAAAACCUGCCCCCCCCAGCUGCUUAAGUUGGUGCGAUUGACCAUUGUAUCUUGUGUUAAUAGAUUACUGCUUUCUUUUUCUAUAACUGCUGUUUUAAAUUUGGUGUUUACACAUGCUGUACUUAGGAUGAAGGUCGGAAUAGAGACUAAUGUACUAAAUAAAAUAGGUGAUAUUUGCGGAAUAUUAACAAAGAAGAAAGGACAGUUGUAGAAGAAGAAACCCUCUCAAGUUUAUUUAUGAAAUCUGUAUCACACAAGCAGUGCUUUCCCCCCAAAAAUAUGUUUAGGGGUACUCCUCAUUUUCCUACUCAUAUUGAAAUACUGUCCCUCAGUGAGGCCAGACUUAGAUUCACAAAAUGUUUAGGCGGAUGCGUCCCCCCAGAAAAAAGAACUGCAUGCAAGCAACAUGAUGCCAUUUUUUGUUUGUGGUAGUGGUUCAUAACCAUCACUGACUCUCUCAAGAGUGCACAAAAGCAUGUCAAGUAAGUGCCACCCCCCCAGUGAUGUAUAAACAGUUGACCGUGGCUUAGGCUCCCUUUUCUAUUCCCAGAAUGCAUUUGGAGUUGGAAGUUUCAGCAUUGACCCUUGUUAAUUUUGGGGCAGGGCGUCUGAGCUAGAAAUAAAUAGAGCUGUUAUCCACCCCGCUCUCCAAAAAUGUUUCUUCUCUGACUCCUUAAAGCAGGAGUGACUAAACCUGGUGGUCAACAACAUUUGUCAGGUGACAGUUACCUUCAUCUGCAGUCAACAUGGCCAGUAGUCAGGAAUGAUGAGAGUGGUAGUCCAGCAAUGUCUGGAAUUCUGCAAGUUAGCCACCUCCUGGACCUAAGUCAUGGGAAAUGUAAAAGAUGCAUGAUGAAAAAUACAAGCACUGCAACUUGUGUUGAGAUGUUUGGGAAGGCUCAGACCAGAAUGCCUCCUUUAUGUGCUUAAAGAGGGCACUCUUACAGUGUUGAAGAAGCUCUCUCUCUUAUAGAUAGCUUUACUGUUCAACAUGGAACUCUGAAUAUCCAGCAUUCUGUAUAAGUAAAUGAGAUUGUAACUCCAAGGCGUUAACUAUGUUCAGAUCUUAACAGUCCACCCCGUUCUGUUCCUUUCUUGCACACGUCUAAUUGGCUAUUAUGUGCUUGCGUGAAAUUGUCUCCUUUUCUGCUGUUUUUAAUUGUCUUGGAAGAGCUAUUUAAGAAAGAAACAAACUGCUUCAAUCUCUGGAUGCUGCCGCAUCCUUGACUUGUACAAUCUGGCUCCGAAAAUCCUCCAGCGCUGCUGUUCCUGUAGCAAAUUUCCCGCUAGCAUCACAGGACUUGAUUAAUCCAAAUGCUGAUGUCCCACAGGCGCUGUAGUUAUUUUUAGCAUUAUGGUUGUGCAAAGGGUGGGUGAAGAUUUAUGGCUUUGUCUAGUAAAAAAUCUAGCUGCCUUUCUCUAUAUAUGGGACCUGGAUGCAUUCCAGCAGCUGCAUCUGAAACAGCAUCUCCUUCAUAGUUGCCAGCUCUUACGUAGCCCUUUUUGUUUUUUAAUUAAAAGUUCUAAGACCCUGAAAAUCUUGAAUGAAACUAGUCAGAGACAUAAGCAAGGAUUCUUAUUGUACUAUCUGGAUAGAGUGUGACAUAUCUAGUUCAGUCCUUAAACACAUGUAACUCAAUUCCAAUGGUCUUGCAGUUUCUGAACAAGUUGAUGAGAAGCGGGGUGUGUGAGUGUGCUUCACUACCACCUUCUUCACUUCAUAUAAUCCUUCCUAAUUGUCUGGAACAUCUAUUUCUGACUGCAUGAAAACAUCCUGUUUUCAGUUGACGUAUGCCUUGUGGUUUUUACCCAUCAGACUUCCAUGUAUAAAAUUGAGUUUUGCUCCUGAGGUUUAAGAACCGUGAGACUCUUAAGUCAGUUUUAAGCUUCUAGAAUUAAUGUGAGUUAAAUAAAUAAGAAAAUAAUGCCAUUUACGAAGAUGCUGUAUGUGUCCUAUGUUUUAAUCUCAAAAUUGUAUUGGAUUUAGCACUGUGACAAUAAUACAGUGGUGCCCCGCAAGACGAAUGCCUCGCAAGACGGAAAACUCGCUAGACGAAAGAGUUUUCCGUUUUGGAGGUGCCUCACAAAACGAAUCUGCUAUGGGCUUGCUUCGCAAGACGAAAAUGUCUUGCGAGUUCCUGGGUUUUUUUUUCCUUUUCCCCCUCUUUUUCUAAGUCGCUAAGCCGCUUAUCUGCUUAUCCGAUAAGCUGAUAAGCUGCUAAAAGCCGCUAAUAGCGCUAAUAGCGCUAAUCCGCUAAUCCGUCAAUGGGCUUGCUUCGCAAGACGGAAAAACCGCUAGACGAAGAGACUCCCAGAACGGAUUCUUUUCGUCUUGCGAGGCACCACUGUAGCAACAAUCAAGAAAUACAAUAAAAUCUCUGUUCCUUGAGCAAACUUUUUCAGGAAUGGAGUCUAAAGAAAUGAGGCAAAUAAUUGUGAUGAGAGGCGAAGUUCUAGGCCUAAUAGACAAAAUAAAAGCUGGUGAAUUGCCAGGUCUGGGUGCUAUUCACCUAAGAGUUCUCAAAUAACCCAUAUGUAAAAUUCUUUAUCUUCUAACAAAAAUACGUAACUUCUCCCUAAGAUCAUCCUCCACACCUGAGGACUGGAAAGUAGUUUAAUAUAACACCAAUUUUGGGAAAAAAUGGCUCCUCAAAAUUCCAGGCAGUUACCAUCUGUCCUGGUGGAAAGUAUUGUUAAAGAUAAAAUAACCAAGCACAUUGAAGAACAAACCUUGCUGAAGCAGAACCAACAUGGCUUCUGAAAGGAUAAGUCCUGUCUCUCUAAACUAUUAGAAUGAAUUGAGAGUGUAAAAAGCAUACAGAUGCAGUGACUGAGCUGACAUAAUGUCACUUCAGCUUUCAAAAAACCUUUGUCAAGGUACCUCACCAAAAACUCCUGAGUAAAUUUAGCAGUCAUGGAAUAAGAGACAAGGCCCUCUUGUGAAUCAGUAACUGGUUAAGUAACAGGAAGCAGAGGGUAGGAAUACAUGGAUAGUUCUCACAAUGGAGGGAUGUAGAAAAUGGUGUUCCCCGUGUGGUAGUGGCCCAAAGGGCCACAAUAAAUGUGAUACUGUGUACCCCUGUAAAUCCUUGAGUGUGCUUCUAAUAGAGAAGUUAUGGUAGCCCGCCACUUUAUGAAACUGAUUAUUUUGCAAGUUGCCAACCCCCACUGGGGCAGAAAUAGAUAAUAUGUGAAUCACAAAGAUACAGCUCAAAGCUAGAAGGUAAGUUGCUACAUGGUGCAAAUGGCUGCACGUAACACAGGUUCCCAACAUGCACACUAACACAAUAUAACAGAACACAGUGGGAAUCAGAACUUAAUCAGCAGAAAUUGCCACUGCUAAUUUCGCAUGUGUAUUAAACAUGAAAUGAGGUAAUGAUGUAUAUGAUUGGUGAAAAUUGAAAUGCUUUGUUUGAAAUUUUAUAAAUACCACAGCCUGGACCACCGGGCAGAGUUGCAGAACAAUCCGACUAUAACCUAUCGCUUUGCAGUAAACAAUGAUGGACUCCUAACUCCUCACAUUUCUGAGUUUUAUUGCCAUAAAAAAAGGUAAAGGUAAAGGACCCCUGACAGUUAAGUCCAGUUGCAGUCGACUCUGGGGUUGUGGCGCUCAUCUCGCUUUACUGGCCGAGGAAGCUGGCAUUUGUCCACAGACAGUUUCCGGGUCAUGUGGCCAGCAUGGCAAAACCAGAGCAGCGCACGGAAACACUGUUUACCUUCCCGUGGGAGCAGUACCUAUUUAUCUACUUGCACUUUGGUGUGCUUUCGAACUGCUAGGUUGGCAGGAGCUGGGACGGAGCAAAAGGAGCUCAUCCCGUUGUGGGGAUUCGAACUGCCGACCUUCUGAUCGGCAAGCCCAAGAGGCUCAGUGGUUUAGACUACAGUGCCACCCACAUCCCUUUUUAUUGGCAUAAACUCAGGAGAUAAACUAUUUUUGGCUUACAACACCCCAAGUAUUGAUAUUGGAGCUUAUGCUUUUUAACUUGUUCAUAAAUGAUUUAGAGUUAGGAGUGAGAGGUGAGGUGGCCAAGUUUGCUGAUGAUACAAAAUUAUUUAUGGUUGUUAAAAGAAAAAAAAGAUUGUGAAGAAUUCUAAAAGGACCAUACAGAGUGAAUGGGUGGUAAAAUGGUAAAUAUGGUGCAAUGCAAACAAUUGCAAAAUGAUCCUUUGGAGGCAAAAAAUCUGAAUUUCACAUGUACACUCAUGGGAACUGAACUAGCAGCAACUGAACAGGAAUGAGACCUUGGGGUCAUGGUGGUUAGCCCUAUGAAGAUGUCAACCCAUUGUGUGGCAGCUGUGUAAAAGGCAAAUUCCAUGCUAGGGAUCAUUAGAAAAGAAAUUGAAAAUAAAUGUUCUAGUAUCAUAAUGCCAUUACACAAAUCUAUGGUGUGACUACAUUUGGAAUGCUGUAUGAGGUUCUAGUUGUCUCACCUGAAAAAAAUAUGGUAGUUGGAACCUUCACUUUACAGCUUUUUGGUGUUAACCUGGCCUUUGACACUUGAGACAUGUAUUUUCAGGGCCAACCCUAUUCCUGUGACUAAUUUGUCUUAACAUCUGCUGGCUAGUUUGCAAAUGGUUUAUGUGCCUUUUCCUGUAAGCUUGAAAUAUUUUGAUCCCUGAAUAUGCUGCCAUGAACACAUGAAUGUGUACAUAGAAAAGUUUUUAUUGCAGACUCUUGUCUCCAUCACCCAUGAUACCUGCCCUGUUUUAGCUACCAUGAUGAGUAUAUAGCUAAAUCGCCUCACCCAGUUACUAUUUUUUGAAGAGAGAAGGUGUUGAACCAUUAUCUUCUUUAUUCUUAGUGAUGAAACCUUGAGCUAAACACCACCAAGAAUUAUUUUUCAGGCCAAAUUGCUUUUUCUUACUCAUUUUUUUUUUUAACAAUUCUUAUUCAUUUCGUGCUAUUUCAAGUCUUCGGCAAUAUUCGCUGCCAAAUGGUGAUUCAUUUGUGCAAACGGAUAAUUAUGAAGCAAAUGCCACUUUUGACAAGCAGAGCAAAGCUGUCAGGCUCUUUCCCCUUGAGCAAUGCCACUUUUUGUUUCCAGUGCUAGAUUGUAUUUGACAUUUAAUUUAAGCGCCCUUGGUACCUACUCACAGGACUUUGCAAUGAUAAUGGAGAUAAAGCAACCGAGAGCUGCUUAUGACAGAACCUUUAUUCUUCCAAUUGUCCCCACACUUCAGAUUGCACUGAAGUGCCUUAUUUGCAUUGAGAAAAGUGUCUUAAGCUAGAGACUCAGGGGAAGAGGGAAGAGACCCAGAAUGAUUUAAUCAUGAAACUCAUUGUUUUUUUUACUCGUGACAUAACACACUGAUCCACUUGCCACAGAGCAACCCCCCCCUCUGUGUGUGUGUGUUUGUAUGCACAUGCACAUGUAUGCAGCAAAAGUAAAGGUAAUAGACAGGAGAGCUCUCUUGGCAGCAAAGAGCAGAGCAGUUGAGUAAUUCAAUUUGCAGUCUUCCCAGCACAAUUGGUUCUCCAUGUGCAUACACAUUCCAUCGAUCUGUAGAGGACUUGGCACAGAGAAAAUGCCACUGGUAAUAUUGGCAUAGGCUGUUCUCCCAUGAAUUGGAAAGCAGAUUUUCUCCCCACCCCAAACCAUCUCACCCCAAAUGCCUUAACCUUAUGGAUAUUCAUGGCACUGCCAUCUCCACGACCUUGUCAGAUGCUGAAAGCUAAAUAGGGCACAUGGGCUCAUUUCUGAGCAGGGGCGACUUCCAAAAAAUAAAUAAAUGCCAUGAUUUGAAAAUAAAUGCAGCUAUGCUACAGCUCUCUCUAGGGAGUUGGUAUCAGUUGGUGUUUAGUAGAUAAGGGGAAAUGUUAGCAAGCAGUUGGCACAAUGCUUAUGAAAACCUAGGGCCAAGAGACAGUUUAUACUUUAAAUCAUGCUAGUGUACCUGCCUCUCUAAUCUUCCCUUAUGUUUUGAGAAAAGAUGCAUUCAUAUCAACAGGUGUUUUACAAAUUCCCUGGGGACCUGGUUUCUUGGGAGUGUUCCUACAUGCAUUAUGUUUAUGAGAAUACAGUUUGCCAAAAUGUUUAUGAAAACAAAGAGGACAUAGACAUGUUUCUAUAUGAAAAAGUCAAAACUGUUCACAUAUUAUGAGUGAUGUACAGGUAAGUUUCUUGCUUGUGUUUUGAUGUAAAGCAGCGGCGGAGAAUUGGAUUGUGCCAGAGAGCCAUAUCCUUAGUUCCCCCUGAGAGCCACCUUUGAUGGGUGAGACCAGCCGGCUGUCAGUUACCUGACAUUACACUGAUGCAUGUGACCUGUUUUCUUCUACUUGCAAAGCAAACCAUGCAGACACAAGACUUUUCAGGCACCAUUGAUUGGCAGGGCCUGCGGGGAGCUGUAUAUUUACUUGCCCCACACCUGAUGUCAUAUAUAUGGGAUCAGGUAUAAAACAGGUGGCCAUGGCUGGGCUUGCAACACAUUAAUUAGGAAACAUUAAUUAGCCGAGUGGGGCUAAUUAAUCCCAUGGAUUGAAAGUUCCCCACCUCUUGUCAUAAAGAAGCUUAGUAGAAUGAGGAGGGUCAACGUUCUGGCAACACACAGUAUAUGCUAACUUUAUUCUGCAAAAUUUCAUUUCCUCUUUUUUUUUUUUUUAAAUGAUUUCUUUAAAUUGUAAAUUUAUUAAAGAAAGAGGGCAGGAAAGAGAAAAGGGGAAAACAAAAACAAAAUAGUCCCUUAACAUUCACAAUACAAUAAACAUCAAUAAAGGUAAAGGUAAAGGUAAAGGUACCGCUGCCCAUCAGGGCCAGUCGUGACCGACUCUAGGGUUGCGCGCUCAUCUCGCUCAAGAGGCCGGGAGCCAGCACUGUCCGAAGACACUUCCGGGUCACGUGGCCAGUGUGACUAAGCUGCAUCUGGCGAGCCAGCACCAGUGCCGCACACGGAAACGCUGUUUACCUUCCCGCUAGAAAGCGGUCCCUAUUUAUCUACUUGCACUUAGGGGUGCUUUCGAACUGCUAGGUAGGCAGGAGCUGGGACCGAACGACGGGAGCUCACCCCGCCGCGGGGAUUCGAACCGCCGACCUUUCGAUCGGCAGGUCCUAGGCUCUGUGGUUUAACCUACAGUGCCACCCGCGUCCCGUGACAUGUAUAUUAAUUUACACGUACAGGUGGAUAUAUGCCACUCAAAUGCCUGAAUGUUAUCCAAACAAAGUACAGUGGUGCCCCGCAAGACGAAUGCCUCGCAAGACGGAAAACUCGCUAGACGAAAGAGUUUUCCGUUUUGGAGGUGCCUUGCAAAACGAAUCUGCUAUGGGCUUGCUUCGCAAGACGAAAAUGUCUUGCGAGUUCCUGGGUUUUUUUUUCCCUUUUCCCCCCUCUUUUUCUAAGUCGCUAAGCCGCUUAUCUGCUUAUCAGAUAAGCUGAUAAGCUGCUAAAAGCCGCUAAAAGCCGCUAAAAGCCGCUAAAAGCCGCUAAUAGCGCUAAUCCGCUAAUCCCAUCAAUGGGCUUGCUUCACAAGACGAAAAAACCGCUAGACGAAGAGACUCCCAGAACGGAUUCUUUUCGUCUUGCGAGGCACCACUGUAGGUGUUUAUAGAAUAAUGUUCAGAUGGAGCAAGGGCAUUAAAGUCUUCACACCAUUACAUAAUAGAUGGUGAGUAUUUAUCCUUACAGGCUUGAAGUAUGUCUCUUAGCGACCAUUGGGUUUUCCUGUUGUAAGUCCCCAUGCCACUGGUAUAUAUGUAAUUUAAAACAUCCACAUAUAUCAGAGGUUUCAGCAAUACCAUAUUAAUAUGGACAUCAACUUCAAACCAAAAAGGAUUUCUUACUGAGACAUUCACAGCAUUACACCUCCAGCAUUUAGUUGCUUUAAACAAUGCUUUAUUGUAGAGACUUUGUAUAGUCCAGUAUACCUCAAAUACUUUUUUUGCUGAAUUGGUCUCAAUUUUAAAUCUAAGCAUUCUGUGUAGAUCCUAGAGCAGUUUCCCUUGGUUAAGGCUAUAUAGAGCAUGCAGCAAAACUGCGUCUCUCUGGAUGACUUGUGGUGUGGCUACAGAAAAUGCAAAAAAGCUGUUGCUGUUGGUGGGGUGGCAUCGUUCAUGAAGUCAGAUGUGACAGCAUCUGCAAGGCAAUACGAUGCCCAUUCCUCAUGUAGCUUUAGUGUUACCUGGAGGCUCUUCUCAUGUGCGAAGGGAACAUAUUCACUGAAUAAAAUGAGUUCUCUGAGACUUCAUCCGUGGGGGCUGAGUUAUUUUGAAAGCAGAACUGGAAAACGGCAGCACCUGUUCCAGCCUUCAGAACAAGUGGGCACAUUCUGGAGAUGUUGGCAGUUCUGUAUACCCAGAUGUGGCACCUUUUUUAAAUUUUUUUUUCAAAGAACCCUUUUGAUGAAUCCGUUGUUGUACGUUAACCACAUCCAUAUCUCUGCAAGUUGUCCGGAUGCCGCUGAUGAGUACCAUCAAAAGGCAAAUGCACAGCGCACUAAUGAGCUUGCUGAGCAGUUGUCAGAAACAUCACUCCUAAUGGAACAAAAUUGCUUUAUAAACAGACGGGCCAGGAGGCCGGUGAAUGACUAAUCUGAAAUUCUUUGAAUUGGCUUGAUUCAUGAGCGGAGAAUCUAGUUUUAAUUGGAGCAGAGGCCUGGCUAUGUUUCAAGAGACCAGUGUGGUGGUGCGCUUUCCACCCUGUUGCUGUUUUGCCUCUGUGUUUUGUACCAAAGUUUCAAUGAACGUCUUGUGGAGAGAGCGAGAGUGACAUAUAUUGAUGGCUGCACCGCUCUGCAUCAAGGAAACCCUAUCUUCAGAGCCGUUAAUGCAAAUCACUGUUCCAAAGAAUCAUUCAUAAAAUAGUCAUUUCCCCUGUGCUCCUUGGCUGAGCUUCUUUCCCCACCCCAACAUCCUUCACUUUCCCACCAGCUACCUGCUGUGCUAUCCAAGGACACAUUGCAGCCAUCUGUAUAGGUGGGUAGCAAGAACCACCACCUGGUGCUGCUUUAAAACCUGGAUACAUGGGCUCAGUCUUGAUUUUGUGCAUGUCUGUCCCACUGCCCCACACUUUUGCCUUGAACAGUUUAAUGAGCCUUUUAAAACAAAAGGAGGGUCAAGUGUAUUUUGGGAGGGAGAGUGGGUUACAAACUGCAGGGGAUGGGGUAGGUACAAUUUUCUUGGGCACAAGUGCAUGUUAGAGAGUGGGUUGGGAGUAGUUAAACGCUUGCAAGCUUAAAAUGGUUCCUCCUUAUAUGCAACAGGUUGCGUAGGCUUUCAGAAUUAGCAUUCUGUUUGUUUACAACUUGAUGAUUCAGUUUCACAGAAUUUGGAUGUCUCAGGAUGGGGUGGGGGUUUAGGCUAAGCAUUAUGGUGGUAGAAGGAGGGUUAAUGAAGUAACAGGUAAUAUUAACAGAACUUAUAGGGUGCCCUAUUAGCAAGAUCUCAGGGUGGUUCACAACCAUAGGUUUAUUGUGAGUUGAGAGAGCCCCAUCUUACAUUGAAGAACCCCAUCUUUCCUUGACACUUUUUUCAUUCUGGCUUCCAUGCUGGCUACUCUUAGAUAGGAUAGACACUGACCCAUAUUCCUCUAACUUUCAGGAUUGAUUUUUGCAAUGUGUUCUAUAUGACAGUACGCUCAAAGAUGACCUGGAAGCUUUGGUACUAAUGGACCAUCACCUAUUCCCAUGGUUCAGCACUGGCUACCACUCUGCUUUUGAGCAUAAUUCAAGGAGGGUUGCUGUUUUUAUCAUUGCUUAAAACCCACAGCUGCCUUUUGUAUGAGCCCUUCUGCCAGUCAAGGCCUAGUCAUCUGGCACUGCUCUCUAGCCAGUCCUUCUGGUGGGACAAUGGCUGCAAGAAGCAGGAACCUUAGGAUCAUGGCCCCAAUGCCCUCCUUCUGAAAAAGUUAGGAAGUCUCCCUUUUAGGGUUUUAAAAAAGUUGGAAUGCUUUCCUUUUUUUAAUAGGGAUUUAGCCCUUCCAACUAGUGGACUUUUUAAAAAUGCUGUAAACUGCUUUAGACUGUUUCUGAGAAAGCACUUCUCAACAGUUGUAAAUAAAUAAAGGUACAUUCACAUGAGUAUCCCUAACGAUGCUUUUGCUUUGAUUUGUGGUUUUAGAGCUGUCCUUGAAAUUGCACCGUCGCUUCAAUGCCUCAUUGAGAAGCUGAAAUGCUGGCUGGCUUUUUACCUGGCAGGAUAUCUGGCUAAUAGGAUGAAUGUGUCUGAAGCAAGCGAGCUGUUUCAGCAUUCUCUUUUUGCUGCUUCCUACCCUUGACCUGUGCAUCUCCCCCAGAAUGCCUCAUGAGCAAUUUCCAGGACAACUCCAGCGCAACGCCUUGUUUUUCGUCAUCAUUCAGUGGUGCUAAUUUAAUAGAGAAUGUGGCUUAUGCUCCUUGCUGACACCAGAGUCACUGGAAAAAUUCGGUGCUAACUAUUGCCAUUUUUCAAAAGAAGGCAUCUUCUGCUAGUACCUGUAGUUUUUUUCUCUCCAUAUUCUUGUUUUAUGUUGCUAUUUCCCCCCUCACCUACAAUUAAAGUGCUGCAAAAAUAAUGUGGUUGCUCUGCAGGCCCCCCCCCCCAACACACAGAGCUUGCACAAUUGCUCCUGUGUUUCAAACAAUGCCCAUCUGCGAUUUGCAGCUUCAGUUUUUAUAGGUUACUCACAGCCAGUUUGCAUUCGCAUACUAGGCUGCAGGAGUCAUACAGGCGUUGGGAUAGAACUGGAGAGAAUUUUUCUGGCUGGUUUAGAGGGAGAACCUUCACUUCUAACACAUUCUUAAAACGGGGCUGGUUGUUCUUUGGCAGGUAUUCCUGGUGUGCAGGAAACAGAUACUCAGCUUCCCUGUUACUAGCAUCCCCGGGAGUGUUUGUUUUCUAGCCUACUUGUCCUAGUGAAGUGCACCAUUAAGAUUGCAGUUCUAUACGUAUUCACCUGGGAGUAAGUCCAUUAAUUUUGGUGGUACUUGCAUCAGAGUGCACAUGCAUUGGGUUGUUGCUUCUUUCUUGUGAGUUCCUCGUGUGCAGUGGUUCUGACAAAUACUUCCAGAUGAGCAGGCUAUGAUGAAGCCAAUGGACACUUGCUAUUCAGUCCUAUAUUAUGCAUUCAACAGCAUGAAAUGGUACAGUCCUGAAGUGGUGAAGCGGACUGAUCAGUUUAAAUGCUUUCCAAUUUUGUUGUACAAAAAGGCCUUGCUGGAAGACGAUUACCUUAGGUAGCAGUGCAUUCUGCACUCAUGUGCUGAUCUUACCUCAUUCGGCCACCCUCAAGAUGCAACAUCUGAUGUGCAGGUUUUACAUUUGCGACGUCCUUUAAACCACAAUAGCAUGGCACUUUUUUUAGGCCAAUGGACAUGCAGUGAGGACUGUGAUUAUGAAAGUGCCAUGAGCACCCUUUUGACGGUGCCUGUGACCUCAACUCAUAUCAUUUUCUGACUAGUUUAGAAAUUGAAUAUUUUAUUUGUACAUGUGAGAGAUUGAGUAUUCUGCAAAAUGCCAUCUGAGUAUUGCACUUUAAAAAAAAGGUGGAAGAAGUAAGCAUAGUUAUCCCACUUUAUGGUUGAAAUGCUGUGACAUUGGGAAAAACUUUGCCUUGCAUUUAUUUCAUUAGAUCUUUCCAGGCCAUGCCACCCAUCUUUUUUUGCUGCUGCUGUGAAUAUGGUGCCAUCUAUUUACAAAGAACAGAUUUGAGUGGUUCCUACCCCUAGGGGGGUUAUCUAAAAUGAAUUGUAGAAUCAUAGAAUUGUGGAGUUGGAAGGAAUCCCAAGGGUCAUCUGGUCUACUCCCCUGCACUGCAGGAAUGUCAGCUUGAUCAUACAUGAUCAUACAUUGAUCAUACUUAAAAACCUCCAAGGAAGGAGAGGCCAGUAGCUUUCAUGGGAGUCUGUUCCACUCUCGAACAGCUCUUACUGGUGGACAUUUCUCCCUGAUGUUUAGUUGGAAUCUCCUUUCAUGUAAUGCACGGUGCACUUUCUUUUUUGUUAAGUAGAGGUCUUGCUCCCCUACAGCAGUUGUCAUUUGUAGUUGUACACAUGGAUUUCAUGCUGUGUUUUGUGAAGAUUUCUUGUGUUAAAGUGUUUUCUACACAUACAUUUUGUCAGAUCUGUACUUCUAAGAAUGGGUCUAUAUGUUCCAUUUCUCUCACAUCUACAUAACAGGAAUCAAAAGGAUGAUCCGUGAAGCACCUCAUUCCUCCAUGAAGGAGUAGAGGUGUGGUGUGGGAAGAACUUAUUUCCAGAAAUUCUCCAGCUUUGCCCCACUGCAGAUUGCAGAAGUGCCAUUACAGCUGCAAUCAGCCUUGCUUGCCUUCACUGUUGCAGUUCUCUGUCCUGCUGCCAUGAAGCUUCAGGUCUUAUGUGUCUAUAGAUUACAACAUUUGGCUCACCCUGUGGAAAUACGACCUGUAUUUUUGUACAUGCACUACUAGAAGACAAAAUCCUGCAUGUUUUUUCUCCUCCUCAAGAUAGAAGUUGGGAGUGAGGGUGUAAAAAGGAUAAUUUGAGCAAAGCUCAACUGUUCAGAAAUCUAGGCCUUUUUCUUAAUUCUUUAAAUAAGCUAUCCAAUUUAAGAAGCGUGAAUUUAUGCAUCAAGUUUGUGGCUCUCGCUUGGAGGAAAUCAGAUAUUCUCUCUCUUGCGGAGAGUUGCCUGCACGCUGGAGCCUGCGCGUGCUGAGCUCAGCGUGCCCAGGCUUGGCGCAGCUCUCCGCAAGGUGCGGGAGCCCAGCGCUGGGAUCCCACGGCUUGCAGAGAGUUGCCUGUUCUGGGGGCUGGGGUCGGGGGAAGUUCGGGCUUCCCCCGCCCCAGCCCUGCACCUGGGGGGGGGGAAUAAAUUUUUUCCCCUUUAUUUCCCCCCCAAAAAACUAGGUGCACCUUAUGGGACGGUGCGUCCUAUAGGGCAAAAAAUACGGUAUUUGUCCCAGGGGUUUGGAUCACAGUGCAUGGACUCAUUGAUCCCCUUCCCUCUCAUGAACACUAGAGACGUGGGUGGUGCUGUGGUCUAAACCGUUGUGCCAGAAGUGGUUUAGUCAUGCUGGCCAGAUGACCCGGAAAGCUGUCUGUGGACAAACGCCGGGUCCCUUAGCCUGAAAGCGAGAUGAGCGCCGCAACCCCAUAGUCGCCUUUGACUGGACUUAACCGGAGUCCCUUAACCUUUUUUUUUAACUAUGAACACAUUUUAGCUCUCCAACAGCUACUCUGCAAAGUUCUGGAAGAAUAUUAAUCCUUGGGUUGUUUAUUUAAAUGAUUCAGCAGCAGCCCUAUUUAUUUAUUCAAAGAAUUUAUAAACUACCCACUAUUUCUGGAUGAAAGACAAGUCCUUUGUUUGCUUGCUUAUUCAAAUAAUUUUGCACCCAUGUUUUCAUUUAUUUAUUUUAAAAAAUCUGCCCAUCAUUCAAAGAUAUUGUGUCUUGCUGUGCCACCAGUGACUAUUGUGUGGUGAUGUGGGAUUUGGCCUUCCCUAUAGUGGCACCCUUUCCCAGGAGGUGUGAUGGGAUUCUCUCACCAUAUGAAAAUGUAUUUGUUCUACCAGUCUUUUGAAGGUAUCUGUUUAGGGUCCCCCCCCCACCCCGAGUUUGGGGUAAUUCCAUAUCUCAAUACUAUUCCUGCUUAAACAUGAAAUAAAUUAAAUGGUCAGAAAUUCUCUUUUAAAAAGCCCAUUUUUCUCUUAUACUUCAGGUGACGCAGAGUGCCAUGAAGCUGUGCAUUCAGCAAGAGUUCGACAAAGUACGGUGCCUGGUUUGUGAAGAGGAACACAGAGCUCUCCACUUGGUGGAUCUCCAAGAAGCACUGGCCACUGCUCACACGACAGAAGUUCUGGCAGAAAUUGAUGUUCGCAUGGAAAAACUGAUGACAGAAAUGGCAGAGCUCACAAGGCAGCUGAACACCUUUAAUGAGCUAGCCAUGCUCAAGCCUGAGGUAAAUAAAGUACAUGCGAAGCAGUUAACAGCAGAGAGCCGUAAAGCUUUAUGAUGGAUGCAGAGGUUUAGUCUACUUUAUUGCUUGUCAGCAUUUAAAGAUGGCCACAAAUCCACUAAACUUCCAAGGGGAUAUGCAGAGUUGUAAGUAAUAACGCAUUAUGAGUUGUGUGUGGUUAUGUUGAUACCCAAUUGACUGAGGUGGUUUGAAAGGGCACAAAGCCAACCGCUUCCAUCCAUUUCAAAGCAAGGCUGCAGCGCUUUGCUGCAUGAUGUUUGUAUCUCAGGACCCAUACAGAGUAUUUUUCACAUUUUUGUUACUCCUUUCAAUUCUGCUUUCUAUCAAAGUAGAAAGAACACAGUAGAAUGUUGCAUUUUGGUUAUAUUUGAUGGCUCCCCUUUCUUCCUUUAAAGGAGGAGGAUACUGUGCUUUUUUGUCCUAGAAUAGGUCUGUGUUUUUAUUACAGCUUUCGGGUUGGCAUGAAUUUUAUUUGACAGCUGUUUUAGCCACUUUGGAUAUACAGCAGCUAUCUCCCAUAUGCCACAAUGAUGGUCUUAUGUUUUCAGUUUGGGGUUCAGCAAACCACUCAUAUAAUCCAAAUACCUAGCUGUAAAAGUAAGCAUAGAUUAUCUCAGGCAUAGGCAAACCUGGCCCUCCAGAUGUUUGGGGACUACAACUCCCAUCAUCCCUGACCACUGGUCCUGUUAGCUAGGGAUGAUGGGAGUUGUAGUCCCCAAACAUCUGGAGGGCCGAGUUUGCCUAUGCCUGGAUUAUCUCAUCCAGCCCCUUGGCCUGAAGCACUUUAUAAUAGGCCUAAAGCAGACCUACACUAUUUGAGAUACACUAAGCUGAAUAUUUUUUUUUUAAUUAUUAUUAUUAUCAUCAUCAUCACCACCACCACCACCACCACCACCACCACCAUCAUUAUUAGAUUUAUAUACCACCCUUCUUCAAAAGAUCUCAGGGUGGUUCACAAUAAUGUUGUAAUUAACAAAAAAUAUCUUCCAUCCAAUAUUUUCCCCCAUUGAAUACCAGAAAUUAGUUACUCUGAUUGGAGACAUUUCCACUGAAAUGCUUGGAUCUACUCUGUGACUUUUCUAUUGAUGAAUUUUACACCAAAUCACCAAUAGAGAAAUGGUGGUCCCACUUAUUCUAGCAGAGAUACAUCCAAAGUCAGUUAACCAAUAUCUAGGUGGUACAAAAUAUAUUGUUUCUUUAUUGAUCCUUGUAGGGCUCAAACUCAUGUCCAGUUCUCGGACAGGACAAAGGCUUGCUAGAAGAUUCUACUUAAUUAAGCACGCUAGAGAACUUAAUAAUAAUGAAGGAUCCUCGUUUACUGGCACAGAAGGGUUCCUGAAUCUUAAACAAGUUUGAAUCCCAGUUCAGUGAUAUCUUUCCAUGUGCAUUCCAUGGGCAUCACUUUGAGCUUGCACUAAAUAUCAUUUACCAUUUUGUUGACCUUAAUGCUGUUGGAGAGAUCUGUUUGGAGCUCUUAACUGACUGCUUUGGUUUUCACCAUCCGGAAUCAUUUUGUGGCGCUUGCAAACUUAAAUGAUGGUUUACUUUGAGCCCACAUUGUUUAAGAAUAACAUAAACAGGAGAUCUAUGAUAGACCCUGGUACUUUUGUUGUUGUUUAGUCGUUUAGUCGUGUCCGACUCUUCAUGACCCCCUGGGCCAGAGCACGCCAGGCACUCUUCCACUGCCUCCUGCAGUUUGUUCAAACUCAUGCUGGUAGCUUCGAGAACACUGUCCAACCAUCUCGUCCGCUGUCCCCUUCUCCUUGUGCCCUCCAUCUUUUCCAACAUCAGGGUCUUUUCCAGGGAGUCUUCUCUUCUCAUGAUGUGGCCAAAGUAUUGGCGCCUCGGCUUCAGGAUCUGUCCUUCCAGUGAGCACUCAGGGCUGAUUUCCUUCAGAAUGGAGAGGUUUGAUCUUCUUGCAGUCCAUGGGACUCUCAAGAGUCUCCUCCAGCACCAUAAUUCAAAAGCAUCAAUUCUUUGGCGAUCAGCCUUCUUUAUGGUCCAGCUCUCACUUAUUAUGUAACUUUAAAGUGUGGUUAAGUACUCAUAAUACUAGACAAACUUAAUAAGAAAUAAGUUCUUGAAUCUUGUUCUAUUUUAUUAUAUCUUGAUUUGUGGCCUGCAUAUUCAUGGCACAUGCUUACAGUUAAGAUUGUCUUUACUCCCCAUCUAAGACUUUAUUCCAACUUCUUGAAUAAAAAUACAAAUGUAACCUUGGUGAAACUUUAAUUACCGUAUUUUUUUGCUCUAUAAGACUCACUUUUUCCCUCCUAAAAAGUAAUGGGAAAUGUGUGUGUGUCUUAUGGAGCGAAUGCAGGUUGCGUAGCUAUCCCAGAAGCCAGAACAGCAAGAGGGAUUGCUGCUUUCCCUCUUGCUGAACUUGCUUCUGAGAUUCAGAAUAUUUUUUUUCUUGUUUUCCUCCUCCAAAAACUAGGUGCGUCUUGUGGUCUGGUGCGUCUUAUAGAGCGAAAAAUACGGUACUUCCUAGAAGUUGUAUCACUGAUUUUAAGAAACUAAGUUAAGAAAGAACUUGCACUGAUUUUUUUUUAAAAAUUGUUAUAAGCACAGAUUGAGCCUAUUCCACACCCUUUGAUUCACCUGUCUUAGAAAAGGAACCAUAGGUACUUUGAUAGUUGGGUGGAAAGGUUGUUGAUCUCUAUAGAUCACAGAAAUAUUUUUACUGUUAGUACCUUGGUAUCUUUUGUUCACUUUAUGUUCUGCAGCUUUCCCCCCUCGAGAAGGAAGACUCUCUGGAGCAGUCAUUGAGUAAAGGGAUUUUCUCUUCCUUUAGUCUUGUGAGGAACAGGGUUUGUUCACCCACGUCUUUAAAAAUUAAAUGCCAAGCCCUGUCAGUCAGUGAUUUUUUUCCACAUCAACCUUCUUUAUCUUGUCUCUGUUUCUUGCAAACUGUAUACCGUGAGCUAGAGGUAAAGGUAAAGGUAAAGGGACCCCUGACCGUUAGGUCCAGUCGUGGACCACUCUGGGGUUGCGGUGCUCAUCUCGCUUUAUUGGCCGAGAGAGCUGACGUACAGCUUCCAGGUCAUGUGGCUAGCGUGACUAAGCUGCUUCUGACGAACCAGAGCAGCGCAUGGAAACGCCGUUUACCUUUCCACCGGAGCGGUACCUAUUUAUCUACUUGCACUUUGACGUGCUUUUGAACUGCUAGGUUGGCAGGAGCAGGGACCGAGCAACGGGAGCUCGCCCCGUCGUGGGGAUUCGAACCUCCAACCUUCUGAUCAGCAAGCCCUAGGCUAUGUGGUUUAGACCACAAUGCCACUCGCGUCCCUAGUGUCCCCAGGUUCUCAUAUGCUAAUUACGCCUUGUGUGGGGCAAUAUUUCUCUUUGUCUAAAUAGUUAUUAUACAACUUUUUCUCCUCCCUGCCCUUUAAAAAAUAGAAAAUACAAAGAAACGGUGAGCCUAGAAAUAGAACACUUCUGCUGUAGGCUCGGUGCUAGAAUAAACAUUAGUUUAAACAGAGCUAUAAUUCAAGAAAGGACUGGAUCUGGAAGGUGACUGAUGAAUUCGUAAAUGUAGUUUUAAACAUACAGUAUAUCUAAAAACAGUAAAUUCUUCAUUAAUCUGGAUCUGUUAGGUUAAUACAUGAAAACUGAAAUAACAUAAUAGCCCCAUUUUUGUUCUGAGUAAUUAGGUUUCAUGAAAUGAAGGGAGCAGAAAGAGAACUAGUACUGUUCCACCACUACAUUCUGAGGCAGAAGUGGGGAAUCUGUGUCCUUCUCGGCAUUGCUGAAUUCCAGCUCCCAUCAGCCCCAGCCAGCAAAGCCCGGAAUGAGGGGAGUUGUAGGCCAGAAACAUCGGGAGGGCCAAAGGUUCCCUUGUUCUGAAGACCAUGUCUUUGCCAAUCUCAUGUUGUGGGGGGAGGGGGAAUAUGGAAAGAUGCUGGCUUAUGUGCUACACACCAUAUCUUAUGAACACAGGAAGUUUCCAUGUUCAGAACCAUCUCAUUAGGGUUCCUAAGCCAUUGCUGGCUACGUUGAGUGGCAGUUGCUCUUCAAGGUCUCAGUCUAAGAGUGUUUUUAACUGGAGAUGUUUGGAAUGGAACUUGGGACAUUCAGUAUGCAAAGCCUGGCUCUCUGUUCUCCAUCUGCUACUAGGCUGCUGAUGUAAUGUUUGCCCAAGCCUGCCUUUAAAAGCACCAGUUGCUUACCAAAUAAUUUAAGAAAGCAUGGAUGAGUUAUAUGCAUUUCUUUAAUGUCCUGGAUAUGCUCGCUUGUCUCUUUAAACAAAUGUCUAUUAAAUUUCUCUAUUAACUGGAAGUUUAUAUUUUGCAUCUCCUCCUUAUCGGACCCUCAAAGUGAGCAGAUAUCAAAGCUUGUUUAAUGUUGCCCUUUUCUCAGCCGAAGAGAAAAUGUUGCUUGUGUAACUCCACAGUGGUAUUUACAUAGAACUGAUUAUUGCAAUGCCCUUUCCUCUCUCAGAAUGUGAUAUAAAAUGUCCUUAAUGCGCCACGGUUUAAUGAGCAUCGAGCCAGCUUCUUUUUUUGCCUCAGCGUAUGUGUUGCCUUUAGUUCACACGCCUAUGUGAAGGCAAGAAGGAGCCAGCCCAAUUUCUAUGGGAUUGUAGGUAUUUAUCAUUUAAGCACCAGGGCAUAUGGGGGGAAAAAAAACCCAUAAUGUGAAAUGUUAGGUACCAUUAGGGCCUUGUGCAAUCGUGUGCCAUCUGCCAUCCCAAGCACUGCAUAAGUGUUAUCAACUAUCAUUCGUAGCAGGAUGAGGUGGUGUCUUCAGCAAUUUUCAUCCAGAAUUGUUCUCAGCUGGCCAGGAUGACCUGAGAAUCCAGAGUGAAGGGCUCAAGCGUGCUUAAUGGAUGAAUGGGGAGAUGAUCACUGUUGUUAUUGCCGCAGGCCCAGUGUAAUAAAUGAUCUUUUCUGUGUGCCCUCCUGGUUGCAUGUAGCCUGCAGCUUGCAAUGUAAUGAUAAUGACCUCCAUUAGCUGAGUGGAACUUCUCUUUUUAUCAUUGGACACUAAGCCUUGCAUCUGACUGUCAUACAUGACUUAUUCGCACUAGUCUAAACAUGAAAACCAGUGCUUGCAGGGCUGCUCUCAACGUUGUUUUAUUUUUGUUUGUUUGUGUGUUUUCCUGCAGAGCACAGAUGAAGAAAACAGGUGAGUACACUGACUUCUUUCCAAGUUUAUACAUUUCACUAGUUUUAUACUUUUCACUAAUUUUACAGUCAUGUUAACAUUUCAAAACUUGACUUCCCUCUCUUUCUGGAGUUCCUUCAAUUUAUUUUUAAUAACCUUUGCAUAUCCAAAUUAACUUAAUUUGCUCAUUUAUUCUUCUACUUUAAAUAUAUACUCUUAUAAAACUUCAGGUUAUUACAAUAAUCAUGCCAAUGAUCUUAUCUGUUUACAGUUUAUCUGUAAAUAUUCAAUAACCCAUUUCCAUUCUCUUAUAAAAACCUGUUAUCUUGAUUUCUUAUUCUUUCAGUAGGUUUCACCGUUUCUGCAUAUUCCAUAACUUUUUGUAUCCAUUCUUCUUUUGCUGGGUCUUCUGCUUCUUUCCGUUUUGUGGCAAGUAACAUUCUUGCCACUGUAGUAGCAUACAUGAAUAAGUUUCUAUACAUUUUAGGUAGUUCUGUCCCUAUAAUUCCCUAAAGAAAGGCUUUUAGUUUUUUAAACAAAGGUUAUUUUAAACAUCCUUUUCAUUUCAUUAUCUAUCAUUUCCCAGUAAACUUUAACCUUACUACAAGACCACCACAUAUGAUAAAAAGAACCUUCUCUUGCUUCCUCCUUUCUUCCCUCCUUCCACCUAAUAAGCAUGCAAAAUUCCAUUGGGGAUGAGAUAAGACUUAAACAUUUUAAAAAUGCACUGGAACCGUGUUUAUUUUAUGGGAGGGAGUUGUAGAAGUUUGGGUUUUCAGCCAAGGCUAUAGCUAGUAACACGUUGAAUCACUUAUGUGAAAACUAGACCUGUAAGCAAGGGUUUUGUUGUUCAUUUCAGUCUGAACGUAUAAUUCAUUUUGGUAAUUGCUACCAUGGUUCCUCCAGGGUACACCUGUUAUCUCCAGUGGUUAGGGGAAUCUCUGUGUGGUUCCUGAAAGUCAAGACAUGAAACACUGGGGACAAAGAUAGGCAGUCAGCUGUGUUGUGUGGUGGCUGAUGCUUUGAACUGUAGUCAGGAAGAGAAGCAGUAAGCUUUUCUUCCCUGUUGGUAUUUUCUGGUAAUCCCAUGUGUGUGUUUGGGAUUGCAUUCCUUUUUUACAGCUCCAGAUCUGACUUUAGGUUCUGUUCUGUCUUUUGUUUGGGAGGGGGCGAGGCACAUUUUUAACACUCUUCCCAUCAGCUUUACACAAAGGGAUCUAAAAGCGUUUGCCCAAUUGCAAGGAAGCAUGUGUAUUAAAUAGUGAAAGCAAAACAAAAAACCCAACCAGUUUGUAAAUUUGUUCAAGCAAGCAACACCGAGAGCUGCUAGUAUGGCAUGAAAUAAAAUAUUUCUCGUCCAACCGCUGAUACUAGUUUGAAUUCUUUACCUUACAUAUUUAGCUAACAAAAUGCUACCUAAUAAGGUGCAGGGAUUAACUCACAAUGACUUACCAUGACCUAAUUGUGCCCCCUCUGGACAAUUAAUGAGCUGCUGUUAUGGUCUAAAGGCAUAUGAGUUGCAAUAUUGGUCUAUAUAUAAUCUUGUGACAGUGGUUAUUGCCAAGUAUGGAAACUGAAAUCAAGCUAAUUUCACAUGUUGUUGUACCCAAAAGUAAGAUGUCUUAGAUUCCUCCCCCACUUUUUUCUUUUUUAAAAACAAUGUUAAUUAUUUAGAUUUUUAGUGGCCUUAUAAAUAUCACCUCCAAGUUAUAAAAAUCACCUCCUAGUUAUGUACAAUAUAAAGAUAAUUACAAACAUAAUUACAAAAUCACAUGUAAAAUUCAGAGAUACAAAAUCUGUUCCAGUGAUUUUACUUGAGUGAAGAAAAGUUUUUGCCUGGUGCUAGAAUGAUGGCAAUGUUGGUGCCAGGUGGGCUGUUUUGGGAAGAGCAUUCCAUAGAAGGCCCUCCCUCUUGUUGCCCCCCUCCAGAGCGAGCAGUUAGAGGAGGGUCUCAGAUGAUGCCCUUAAAAGACUGGGUAGGUUUGUAGGGGAGAAGAUGUUCUUCGGGUACUGCUGUUCUGAGCCACUGUGAGUUAAAAACAGCACUUUGUACUGGUUUAUGAAUUUUUUACCUCUUGCUGUGACCAGUUCUUUGCUCUUUAUCUGUUUUAUGCGUUUAUAGAUACACAAUUAUUUGACUGUUUUUUCUCUCCUCUGUGAAUCCCUCCAAUCCCUAUUUGUGAGAAGGUUAAUCCAAUAUAUAUUGGGCUUCAUCACAUUUAUUUUCUGUUGCAUUUUAAAACACACACACACAACUGCCUGCAGUACCACAGCAGGGAAAGGGGAAUUCAUUCGGACAACGCCCGCUGCAAUCCUUAUGAAGUCUAUCAAUGUGACUUCCACUAUUUUGACAUUGAGUUUGGUGCAGGCUGACAGGCUGAAUAGAUUGCUUCUUCCUCUCUUCCCUGUGGGCCUUAUUUUUCAUAGCCAUAUACUUUCCUCAGUAGGAGGGGAGACGUGCUCUAAUAAUACAAGGCAAGCUUGGCAUUCCUAAUACACAUUCCAGAUUGCCAGCCAAAUGAAUGCUCAGGUGAGUACUGCACAUGCCCAUCAUUUCCAAUAAGCAUAGGCUGUUCUGCAUUGUUCUCGGGAACAAUUUUGACUUUGUGGGAGUUGGGAAGUGUCCAUUCACAAAAAGAGAAAAGGGAAAUGGAUUAAGUCAACAAGAUGACGAUGUGCAGAGCUAUAACACAAAUUUUUGUGCCUUUCUGUUGGCUGCAGACAUGUUGACACUGUUUUAACACUGAUAUUAAGAGUACUCAAGGCAAUUGGUAUGGAAUUUUCCAGGCUGAGUUGUUCAACUGAAUUUAUUGGUGUCUAAGUAGCUUGUUUUAUGUUGCUCUUCCAUCUCGCUCCAGACCUUGCAAUUUUAAUGUAUCUAUGUUGAGUAGUUCAUGGUGCUUUGAAAUGGCACAUCCGAAAGAAAUAUCAAUAGUAAGACAGCUUCUCUUCAAAGUAAGGAGAAAGGUGACAUUGCAUCUUGUAAUUUUCUGGUUCUUGCAGUAUGGAGUGGGCCAGAGUUGGCUGCAGAACUGGCAAAAGCCUUUAUGGAUGAUAUUUUCCCUAAUCAGCAAGGGGUGGGUUUGGUGUGAAAUGAAUGGAGUUCUCCACUAUGUGCAUUUUUCUUGAAGCUGUCAAGCAGUGAAAAUCAUAUCCACUGUCCCCUUGGAAGGUCAAAAACCAUUUUGGGAUUCAGGAAGGGUAGACUUGGAUAUAGUUAGGAGACGGUUUGCUAAGAUCCUUGCAAGAAUUCUGCCGGCGGCAGCUAAUAAAGAGAUGCCUCGAUAGUUUCUGCAAUCCGUUCUAUCAACCUUUUAAAAAGAGAUUGAUAAUUUUGGCAUCCCCAAAGAGGCAUCCCUCAUUUUUUCAAUGAGCUUGUGAAGUUGUUGUGCAAGUUCAAUUCUGCCCACUUUGAAGACUUUGGUGGGUAUCCCAUCAGGUACACUGGUUUUGUUGUUUUUCAUCUGGUUAAUCACAACUCUCCCAGAUUUGGAGAUACUGCAAGCACGUCUCUAGUUUGUUUUUGCAGAAUUGGUGAAAGGAACUCAGCAUCUACAGGGGAGUUGGAGUUAAAAAGAUACUGGUAAUGUUCUUUCUUGACCAAACUGCGGGAGGCAAUGGAAGACAGGAGUGCCUGGCGUGCUCUGGUCCAUGGGGUCAUGAAGAGUCAGACAUGACUAAACAACAAAUGUUCUUUCCUGUGCAAUGCAAUAGCUUUUUCAUCUUUUAGAAGUGUGGUACCCUCUGUUGAGCAUAGGGGGCAUAUGCCAUAAUUUAUUGGCCAAUAGAUUGUUUUUGUGGCUUUAAAGAAACUCUGUGCAUCAUGAGUGUCGGCUAAGUGCUGGAUCUCUUGAGCUUUUUUUUAAUCCACCAGGUGUUCUUUAGUUCUCUGUUCUUCUUGAACAUCAGCCUUAGCUGAGGUGUUUUUCUUAGUGGCACAGUUUCUAUCUCUUUGCCAGAUCUGGAAGGCUUUCAUUUUCUUGUCAAUAAUGCAUUCAAUCUCACUGUCAUUCUCAUCAAACCAGUCCUGGUGUUUCUUGCUUUGGUAUCCAAUAGUUUGUUCACAGGCUGCAAUAAUGAAUACACAAAGAUCCUAUACGCAAAGAUUUUCCUCUGAGGCUCUUGUUUGGAUACCCAGAAUGAGGUAGUUGUGGUGCCUCCCUUGUGAGAUUAUCGCCUCAUGGAGACUUGCCUGGCAUCUAGGAUAAUGUCUUCAUUUUCCGAGGCUUUCACCCUCUGUCUUCCCAAUAUUCCCACCCCAGUGUGGUUGCUUAUAGGACUGCUGUUUGCAGUCUUCUUGUUAGUUAUUGUAAGCUGACCAGGACAUUUUGAAUUGAAGUGUAGAAUGUUUUUAAACAAAAACUGUCUUGUAUCCACUGCUGUUGCUCUGGGAAGUCUCUGCAGCAAGUCUAUUUUCAUUGAUGGCAGCUUUUCGAGAGCUCUCCCUAAUAAGAGUAGCCUGGAUUAUAUUUUCACGCUUGCAUUUGUACUGUAUUGGAAAAAUAACUUCCUUAUGCAUGCCAUAUUUUCUUUCUGAUGUCAUUUCUGUUCCAAAGGAUCAGACUUUCCCUCAGUUCCUUUAUUUCAUCAUACUUUAUCUGAUCAUUGCCCCCCGCAGGGGAAAAAACAACAACCCCAAGCUUCUAAACUUUCCACCCAACCUAAUUUGUUAUCUCCUCUCUUGAUGCAAAGGGUGCUUUUGUAUCCUUUCUUAAUGGCGUAGUCUUUUUCCCACAUCCUGUCUAAUGCCAAGUUCUUCUGCUUUUUUCAUUUUGCCCUUUCCUUUCUGUAGCUGUCUUCCAUAUGCUGACUUGCUCUGCAGCGGUGGCCUUCUCUGCUGCUGCUCGCCUAUCUCUUCUUAUUAUCUUUGUCAUAUUUAUGUCCUAUGUCAAAAUCAUGCAAACCCUGACAGCGACCUUCAGAUUUUCUACAUCCAAGGAAUCCUGCCUGCUCAGGAAUGCCUGCCAAUGAACUCAAAUGCAUUGCAUAUGAUUCUGGGGCAUUGAUUUUCACACUUUUUGUUCUCCACAAGCCUGCUCCAUGUUGAUUUAGCUGCCAAAAGACCUUCAUGGGACAGCUGAGAAAUUUCUUUUUUGUGAAUCAGCAAUGCGCACUGCUAGGCUUUGCUGUUGCCCUACAGAUUGUGUACCGCAAAUGUGUUCAAUGCUGUCUUGCAACUUUAUGCUGCAGGGGGCAAUCAGUAAUAGUGGAUAUUGAUCAAGGUUGUGUUUCAGAGAAUUGUGUCUGUUGUUCUCAGUGAAGAAGUCCUGUUAAAUUUCCAAAGAAUUCCGCUUUGGAAGAAUUGUGUUUUAGGGCUUGGAGUUUGGUUCCUGUGGGGGCCCUGCCACUUUGGUCUCAUUGCUGCUGUUUGUGGAGUGAGAGAACAAGCCAGAUUAAAAGCCUGUCUCAUUUGGAACCAUUAACCGUAAUUCACGUUUCACACAUAACGGGAAGUCUUGAUGAGCUCCAGCUUUGUGGGUUGCUUUGCUGCUUGCACAAAGGGAGUAGUGAAGCAGCAGCAAAGGGACUGACUGUGAUCGCGUGGAACCUGGCUUAUUUAGCUAGGAUAUGAUCAGGUGAUUUUAGCCAUUGUGUUGUGCACAAAAAUAAAUUACCCACAUUUUGCUUGUGCCAUUGCUGCCAUCUCACCUGCUGCUGCCUCACCUUCCUACCCUGCCCCCUAGCCGUGCCAUCGCCUAUUGGUUGGAUCAGUGACAGCACCAGGAACUCCCCAUGUACUGAUGCUCCAGGGAGAAAGGAUGCAAGUAUGGGUUUUUGCGGGGCAGGGGAUGAACAUGAAAUGUGACUAGUAGGAGAAGUUUCAGGAGAUAAGUAAAAAUAUUGUGAGGAGCAUCUGGUGGUAGGAAUGGAAAAAUACGAUAGAGAAUGGCCUUCUCCACUUGGAGCCUUUGGACCAGCAAAUUCUGCCUAAAAGGGGGAGCCUGAGUCAUAAUAUCUCAAGAGCAAAUGUCAAUACUUAGCUUGAGGACAGCUGAUCUAUGUUGCACCUUGCCACAAGGAAAGCAGUGUGGCAAAGAAUUUAGACUUUAAAAAAAAGAAAAAAGAAUUAGGUAUCAGUAGAAAAUAUCUAAAACUGCCAGCCAUUUAUGCUAAACUCUGCCUGCAUCUGCCACCAUUUUGUGACUGGUGGGAUUAGAAAUGUGAAGGGCUGGAGGAAAUGGCAGUGAGAGAGGAGAAUAUGGUUCUCUUUCCCAUUUUUAACAGUCCUUCGCAUCUCUAGGUGGGACCUGUUAGUUUUCAGCCGCCGUAAGUGGAUGCUGAAUGUUGAAGGUUUGAGAAUCACUGGGGUAGGAUGAACAGGGACAAAUCCUGCAUGUCAAUAUGGCACUUGUUUUAGCAGCAUUGCAUAUUGUUUACUGGGAUGCAGGUGGCGCUGUGGGUUAAACCACAGAGCCUAGGGCUUGCCGAUCAGAAGGUCGGCGGUUCGAAUCCCUGUGACGGGGUGAGCUCCCGUUGCUCGGUCCCUGCUCCUGCCAACCUAGCAGUUCAAAAGCAUGUCAAAGUGCAAGUAGAUAAAUAGGUACCGCUCCGGCGGGAAGGUAAAUGACGUUUCUGUGUGCUGCUCUGGUUCACCAAAAGCGGCUUAGUCAUGCUGGCCACAUGACCCGGAAGCUGUAUGCCGGCUCCCUCGGCCAGUAAAGCGAGAUGAGCGCCGCAACCCCAGAGUCGGCCACGACUGGACCUAAUGGUCAGGGCUCCCUUUACCUUUACUAUAUUGUUUACUGUAUUGAUGAGAGGCUAUUUUUUACCAUGGCUAGUUGUCUUACUGUUUUGUUCCCUACCCUUCAGUGCAAUGAGGAGUGGUAUUACUAAAAGCACUUCCACAAGAGAGACUUCAGGCACCCAUUAAACACUGCAGCCUUAGGGGGAGUCCUAGUCUCACUAAAUUUCUCACUGUGACAGUAAUACAUUGUUAACAGGAUCCCAGCAGAACCUGAAAUUACAAAUGGGACCAAUCUACUCACCUUACACAGAUUGGCUCUGAGUUAAUAGCCUGGCUCUCCCACAAGGGAGUAAUUGUCCAUUGUCUCUCCAUCUGUCCUGCCUCUAUCUCUAUUUGAUUAGAACUGGCUGAGGUGAGAGCCAUUUGAUGUGCAUGAAAACUGAGGUUUAACCAGUGCUUAGUCACUCCUUUCUAAAGGCCUUUUUUCCACAGGGAAAUUUUUAAACAAGAAAGUUAAUUACUUUAGGCAGUCCUUUUCUGUCUUUCCCUUCCUGUUCCUAGAUAUUUUCCGAAAUCCCCUCUGUUUGCUGUUUCCUUUUAUUCUUCCCUCUGAGAAGAGCAUAAACUAAGCAUUCGUAGAAAUUUGCCAAGAUAUAAAAUUCCCUUUUCUCAUGAAGCAGAUGUCAUGUAGGCCUUUAUACAAAUCCGUGCCAAUUCCCCACCCUCCAAAAAAAAGGACAUGGAGAAACCCACAGUAUCCAGAAAGAGUAUUUUCUGUCUAUGUAAAAAGUGACUGCUCUUCUUUUUUUAAAAAAUAGUUUAACUACUAUAUGCCAGUAAAGAUUGUGAUAAUGUUUCCUCAUGAUAGUCACUGUUUCAGGGCAAAUGCAUAUCCAGUACUAUGUUCUUAGUGUUCAUUAGUGUUCCUUUGCAGCGUAACUAGGUGUAGGUCCAGUGAUGUAGGCACAUUAGAAACAACAAGAAUAACCUCUGUCUUCAACCUUUUCAAAUCCAGGACCCAUCUUCAGCCCAAACAUGCAUUUGGGCACCCAUUACUUAAGGUUUUAACAAUACAUUUGUAUGGUGCUGGAACUGUAUGUUGCAACCUACCAUACAGGCAGUGGGAGCACCCUCUUAAAAGCUUCUUGAUGCCUUCCCCCCCCCCCCCAAGACUCCAGCUCUCUCUUUUGUCCUCUCUCCACAUAACUCUCUUCAACUACAGUUGAAGCUCUGUGCCACGCUGGGGACAGCGCGGAACAAUGGCUGUUGCUGCUGCACUGCCACUCGCAUCAGCUGCUAGGCAGGGAGGCCGAGCAGCCUAAACAAAGCCCCACUGUGCCUCUGGUCUCUUUGGGGCUUUCUUCACCCUCACUGAAGUCCUCUUUGGGCUCUGAGGAGAGUCUUCUCAUGACCCACGAGGACUCUCGCAACUCUCUCUUGCCAUUUCCUGGUUUGAAUCUACUUAUUUAUUUCCCGGCGCUACACGUAUGCACAGUCGUGCACGAGUCGAAAGCACGUAAGUGCGGGAUGCCUGUAGUUCAGUCUGCAACCCAGUAUUGGGUCCUGACCCAUCAGCUGCAGACCAAUUAUCUAUCCUUUCUUGGCAAUGCUUUAUUUCUUCUUUGUGCCACUAUAGGUACAUUGCAUUUCAGAAUUCAGGCGCUAAUGGUCUCAAACAACGGGCAAGCAGAACUUUGUGAUUAAUCAUUUAACAACUUAAUGAUCCAAAAAAAGGUUUUGUACAUUUCAGUAUGUUGCCAGGCGAAUGCAGUCUAACCUGUAAUCACUCCCUCUGUGCUUACUUAUAUUAUAUGUUAAUUCUGAAAGCCCUCUUCUUCAUUGCUUGGGUUUAGAGUACUGCUGCUCUUGACUUUCCUUUCCAAUUAAGGAUCUUCUAAAAGAUUUAAAACAAUGAAAGAUUGAAGCUGAAAAUGGCGAAAGAAUGAGCAUGUUCAAGUAGUAUACUGUUUUACAGUAUACUGAUUUCCAGAAGCAGUAUUACUCUUUUCUCACUGGGGAAAAAGGCAGAAAAACUAUAUUGAGCUUGCAUUUAGUUCCACGUGGCAUACUCCAUCAGUAAAUGAAAACUUACAUGUUUUUAUUAAUCUCAUUAUGUAGAAAUGAACUUUGGCCAUACAUGCGCCAGAUGGAAUGAGUAAACAGAGUGACUGGAGUGAAUUAAUCCCUACCCCCCUGCAAAAAGAAUCAGGAUAGUUACAAAGAAUGGAGGGAAAGAGCACUUCACAGUUACUGAGAUGCUUAUAAUAUCUCCACUGCCCCUCUGUAGAAACUGCUUUAGCUUCGGCUACAGUUGCAAUCUGAACUGUAUAGCUUUCAUGAGAUUGUGGUUCCUGUCUACAUGGCAGAAGGGGAAACCAGAGGGGCUAGUAUUGAAUCCUCAAACAUAACUGCUUUACAAAAUAUAACAAGAACCCUGUUGGAUCAGGCCAAGAGCCAAUUUAAUCCAUCAUACUCUUUCCUUCCUACUUCCCUACAGCAGCCAGUUGCCUUUGGAAAAUGCGAGAGCAAGACAUGAGCAAUGCAGGAUUCUGCUGCUGCUCCUCAGAAAUUGAUAUUCAAAGCUUGUUCUGCCAUCGUGACUAGUAGCCAGUGAAAUUCUUAUCCUUCAUGAAUUGGUCUAAUCCAGCUUGAAAGCCGUCUAAGAUGGUGACCAUUUGCGGGUCACCAUCUGGUAGCGGGAUGCAAUAGAUUUUAAGUAGGCAUGGUAUGAAGAAGGUGUGUCCUUUUGUCUGUCUUGAGUCUUGACUCUCCCGCCAUUCAUUGAGUCUAGUAUAAUGAGGGAGACAAACGUCUCUCUUUAAAUCAAAGCAAGGCACACUUCAGUAUAGGCAUGUUGGGGCAAUAGGUUAUAUCUAGCUGUGUGUCUCCUCAUUGAUGUAGUAGCAGCUUCUGUGAAUGAAAAGGGGAAAAGCUGAUUAUCACAAAUUUGCUUGGACAGCUGGCCGCAAUUUUUAGAAUGUCUGCACUGGGAGGUUUUAGAAUUUUAUCGUAGCAAUGAAGGUGACUUUAUCUUUCCCUAAAAGGGCUCUGUAAAUCCCCUCGUGUAACCAGCCCAAUAUCUAGGUGAUUUGAGAAUGGGAUUGGUGAUCCUUAUUAUUUCUACAGCACAUUUCAGGUGCUCAAAUCACUUCCUGUGCAUUAUCUCAGUAAUCCUUGCCACAGCCAUCUGAGGCAGGCAUCAUUAUCACCCUCAAAUUGCAGACAGAGAAAAUAUAGAUUUGUUGUAAUUGAGUAUAACAUGCAAGUAUCUGAAAAUAAGAGCUAAAGUGGGAAAGUCCCUUUUUGUUUUAGGACUGAGGAUUAAAUGGGCUCUUCUAUGUGGCCUCAUUUUGGUUUCUGAGAUGUCUAAUUCUGGGCAGUCAUUUGUAUUGUGUCCCAUAGAGUGCAGUGCUCAGGAGACUUGAGUUGACACCAGCAGAUAUCUUUAGAAUAGCAUCGGAGAAAAAAAGGUUGUCCUUUGUCAAAUUUAUCUGUCAUCUCAGGGGACACAGCAGCUGGGUGUGCUUGGAAUCCACUGAAUAGAUGGCCUAUACUUGCUGUGGAACACAAAGGGACCAUGAUUCUUAAUACAUUGCUUCCAUCUGAAGCCAUGGUAAUGCUUUGAAAAGCUUCUUCCGAUGUUCAUGAUGAAUCAAAGGACCCAUGUUGGUCUUAUAUAUAUAGAACAACAACAAAUACACAACAUGGCUGGUACUACUAUGACUGGUAGUAGUAACUGAGUCACUUUGAGAGACAACAGUUGUAAGAAAUGUGAAAUCAAAAUACAGUAAGGUGACAGCAGCUUUAGUAUUAAUCCAGUAUUGUUUAAUAAUUCAGUUUAUGCCCCUGUUAACCCAGGGCAGGUUAACAUAAAAGAACAAUAAAACUAUCAAAUGAAACAUAUAAAAUACAGAAUGUAAGAAACAGCAACACCCAAGUAUUAACAGCAAGCAAUAGCAACUGAUAUGUGAACUCCGUACCUACUCAGGGGCUUGGGCAAAGUGAUGUGUCUUUAGCUGCCACCAAAAAGUAAACCUCUGCAGCAGACAUACUUCGAAGGGGAGCCCAUAAUUGGAAUAGGGUGUCACUACUGAAAAGUCCCUAUCCUGUGCCACUGCCCCAAGUAUUUUGCUUGUUAUAUGAACUAAUACAGUCAUACCUUGGUUUCGAAUGCCUUGGUACUCGAACAUUUUUUGGAAGCCGAACGUCGCUUGAGUGCAGGAAGCUCAUGCAGCCAAUUGGAAGCUGCGCCUUGGUUUUCAAACAUUUCCGGAAGUCGAACAGAUUUCUGGAAUGGAUUCCGUUCAAGAACCAAGGUACGACUGUACUCCAAAGGCUGAAAGUGUGAUUUUUUAAAUUUUUGAGCUGCACAAAAUCUGUCUUCGGUUCGGGUAUUUACCUGAGCAUGUGAGGGCUAAACAAAGGGUCAGGGUGUGCAUGCAAGGCUCCCUAUCUCCCACAUGUCUCCAGCGCGCCUCUUUGGAACUCCUUGUGUUCAGCAAAAAGCUCUGCCAAAGGUUCCUACAUGUGUUGUGAUGAACACGCUUAGAAAUCUCAUGUGUUGUCUUAUCAGGCUUUUUGAUUGCAGGGAGGUUUCUAAGUGUGUUUAGCAGCACUUAGAUACCCUCUCCAGACCUUCAUGCCAAACAAGCAAAGGUCUAAAGAGCAGUCUGCAUUUUCAGGGACGUUUUUAUCAAUCCCCCUUAUUAGCCUUGCAUGUUCGGGGAAGGCUAUAGAUAAAUAUAGAUAAAUGCACUUUGUGGGCAGGAUUCAGCUAACAAGCAGAAACCUUACACAAGGACUUCUGCACGUGCUACAGGACUUUCCUCCCUGUCCUCACCCUGAAAUGCUUGCGCAGAUGAAACAUUUGUCAUGGGCUUUUAAAAAUACAUAUUGCUGGACCAGCUAUUAACUCCUUGCUAGCAUGGGGAUUCUCAGCAUACCCAUGUCCUACUUGGGUAACAAGUUUUUCCAAUUUUAUCAUUCAUGGAGAUUCUCCAGCAGAUCUUUGACUUUGACAAAUUUCAUAUUGGCAGAAGAAUUUAUACACAGAAAUGCUGCUAUCAGUAGCUCUCUUUUAAAAAACUAGAUAUGUAUGUAAUUUCCACUGUACUCCUUUUGUCACUGGAGCAACUCACAAAACCACAGUUUUGUCCUUGAAGUAACCUGAAGGAUUGCUCCUGUAAAUAAAACAAGCAUUUUGGAGAAGACAUAAACAACUGGGUUGUGUUUCUCUGGAGCGUGAAAGGGCAGGGAGCAAGGGAAGGGCAGUCUUUGCCUCCAGAUACAUCAUCACCAUCAUUAUUAACUAUGUUUAAUAUGGCUAAGAUGAAAGUGGCUGGGAGACCAAGGCCCCAGUUGAGGGAGCAGGGAGGGGGGAAGGUGUUGCACAGGGAUGCAAACAUGCCUGAAGCACCUGGCACAGGACUGGGAACAGGAUCUGCCUCUAGGUCUAAAAGCUCCAGUUUAACACAGUCACUGUACUUGUAGAAACUCCUCAUGCUUGCAGGUAAGCUCUGUUGGACUCUGACGCCUAGUUCAUUGGGCAGAAGGUCACCUGUGAUGAAGGGAGUUCUAUCUCAGGGUACCCAGAGACUUAAGGUUCCUAUCCUAAACUCACUUACCUGGGAGUAAGCCCCACUUCAGUUGAACUUACUUUUGCGUGGCUGGGAUUGUGCCUUAAUAUCAUACUGGGGGCUUGCCUUCUGAGGAGACGCAGUCCCAACUUUGGUGGGGACAUGUACUCUUGCACCAUUGAGCUUUAUAGGGCUAGCAGGGAAGCAACAGCAUUUGGAAAUGAAGGGAAAGACACCACUACCCCUUGUUAGAUUUAAAGUUUACAAACUAAGGCUAUUUUAUCAGGGCUAGCUUCAUGGUGGACCUGAAAGAGGAACUCCUGUUCUUCUGGAGAGAUUCUUUUUUACAACCUACAUGACAGCAAGCUUGUCCAGCCGUGCAAAGUGGGGAGGACACCCCCCGCCUUGUCUGACCCUAUUCUGCUUAUUUCUCAUAAUAUUUUUUUUUGAAAACUUAUGCAGGAUGUACCUUGGGUCUAACCAUUGUGUUAAAUGGCUGUCUGUGGAUCAGAAGGAAAGGAAGAAAUUACAUCCCUCCUAAGCUCAGUACAAACUUAUUUUGGGGUGCGUGUCUUCAUUUCACAGUCCCUCGUUUCACUUCCUGUGACUCCUUCCCCUCUCCUGACAUUUUACCGCACAUGCUUUGCUAAUAGGAAGGAAAGUGUUCCCACUGUGGCUAUUUCUCUGCCUCCCUCCACAUACCCUCCCCCACCCCCGCCACCCAAAAAAGUGUCACUGUUCAUCUAGCAGCAGGUGCAGGCAAGUUGUUGUUGUCAUGGCAACAAGGGAAGAGUGAGGGAAAUCGCCUUAAUUCCGCAGCUGAUCGUUAAGGGGGGACGGGAGAGAGGAGAUAAUUGCAGGAGAAAGGGGAAGUCAGUAAUUAUAUGAGUGCAGCGCAGAUGAAAAGGCAGGGCGCAGAUGCUGUUGGUGUGUCAUACCCCACGUAGCCAUUUAAGUCCCUGCAGUCUGCAAAGUGGUGCGAAAUGCAAGAUAAUGUAGUUUCAAGCAGGGUAAAUGAGCUCCUUGGGGGGGGGGCUGGCGGGGGAGGGAUUCACCUUUCAGAAGGGCAGCAUGCAAAAAAUCAUUAGAAAAGGGGUAGCGCCUGGAGUGCUGUAGACAACAUGGUCCGUUUACAAGACAAACACAAAAUGUCCCGGUUGGAGAGCACGGAAUGCAGAUUAGUUGGCACUCCCCCCCCCGCACCUUCUCUCACUCACUCACUUACUAGCACACACACACACACACACACACACACACCUGCCUCACAGUGAGGAUUGCGCCCCAGUAAAUAUUUGCACGUACACAGCUGUACAGUGGUGCCUUGGUUCUCAAUCGCCUUGGUACUCAAACGCCGAAAACCUGGAAGUAAGUUUUCCGGUUUUCGAAUGUUUUUCGGAAGCCAAACGUCCAAUGUGGUUGUUGGCUAUUGUUUCUGGGGCACCUGCACCAAUCAGAAGUUGUGCCUUGGUUUUCGAACAUUUCAGAAGUCAAAUGGACUUCUGGAACGGAUUAAGUUUGCCACUUUUGUUUUUGCUAUUUAUUUUGCAUUUUUGUUUUUGAGGCUUUUUCGGUUAAUUUGGUUUUGUGACUGUGUGGAACUCAGUUCAGCUACUGAUUGCUUGAUUGCGUGACUGCAGAAAUGGAUAAAAGCCCCCCAUCCAAACAAUGACUUAUCAUCAGUGUGGGCAAGAAAAAGAAUUAAUUUUAAUUUUUAUCAUCUACAAUACAUAGUUCAGUACAUUGAUUAUUGCUUUCAUUUAAUGGAUCAACAAUCUCAUUAGAUAAUAAAAAUCAUGUUAAAUUGCUGUUUUAGAGGUUGUUUUUAAAAGUCUGGAUCGGAUCAAGCAGUUUUGCAUUACUUUCUAUAGGAAAGCGCACCUUGGUUUUUGAAUGCUUUGGCAAGGUAACGCUGUACUUCUGAUCUGUCUUAGCAAUUGCAUAUUAAGGCAGGAAUAUCCAACAUGGUGUCCCAACAUGGUAUUACUCCCUCUGGCCAUGGGAGUGGUAGCCUGCAUUUGUUGACUAGGAAUAAAAUUGUAGUGUGGGCUUUUUGGGUAUCCUGAUGAGGGUUUGAUGCUUGCUGCCUUUCUCAUAGAUACUUGAUAAAAUAAGUAUCCCAUAUCUUUCAGUGUCCUGGAAAUAAAAUGGAGCAUGGCAAUAUUUAGUUCGCAGGCGGGGAACCUAAUUAAACCCACCAGGUUUCCUCACUUGACCUGAAAGGCGAUUUUGGCCAAGCUGCACCCAGCCAACAUCUGAUGCCUUCCUGUCAAACUGGGCAUGUGAGAGGUAGGGGAGAUAAUGAUCCAGCCUGCCAUCUAAACUAGCUCAUCUGAUUGCUGAAAAGGGGACUAACAUAAUAUAAAAGAAUGGAGGAAGGGAGGGAUGCUGCUGGUAUGGAUUAGCAUCCAUUCUCUGUGUAGUGCUGGCAGACUUAGGCCAGGAAGACCUGGGGUCAGAUUUGUUUUUGACCGUGAAGCUCACUGGGGACUUGGAGCAAGUCAGGUGUUUCAGUGAAGGAAUUGGACAACCUGUCUACACCUGAACCAGGAAGCCCAUCCAGAAUCAAGAGCUUGAGAAUCAAUGAGACCCUAGUCUGUGUUGGGUUGAAAGCUGCAUCACCACUAUCUCGCCACCUGUAGAAGUUUCACUGUAGAAAUUUGGACAGUUCUCCGCUUGCAGAUUUCUACUGCCAGAACCUUUAGCUUCAGUUCCCAAAAUCAUCAUCACCUCUUAAUCUAGCCUCUCUCCCGGCUUUUGUAAUGAUACAAGGGGAUAGACUGUAUAAAAGUCACUUAAAGCUCCUUGGAGGAACGUUGCAGUGCAAAUGAGCUAAUCAUAACCUUUUAAGUCAUCUUGAUAGGUAGAAUGGCAUAUAGGCUAUUUGCUAAGGUGAGUUUUGUAGCACACUUACCUUCAUGAGACACGCGUGCGAAAGCCUGUAGAGGUUCCUGAGGAAUGGUUUUAUGCUGGUGAAUGUCGUUUUUGUGAAGGCAGUGACCUAAUUCUGCCCAAGCUGUUGGUCUGUUUCUUAGACUCCUGCUUCAGACAAAGGGAUCUGUGUGACUCAACUAACAAAGCAUCACUGUGUUGGACUUCAUUUAAAAGCGCAAUUAACUUUGCCAUAGUCCCUCUAUUGCAUCCCCUGCUUUUUAUUUCCUUGUACCCCCCUCUUCCAAAAAGCCCUUCUUUUUCAGAGGUUUUAUUUGCUGCCUGGCAAGCUACGCUAUAAUUUGGAGAGAAGCACUGAAUGCUGGAGUUGAGGUGUUUGAGUGACAUAAUAAUCAUACUGGAAAAUGUAAUUUUCUCUGCGUAGUAGAGAUGGGAUUAUUUCAAGGAGAUCUCAUUAAUGUGCCAUUUGCCAACAAAGGGCCUAGUAACCUGUCUCUUAAUAAGAUUAGCUCAGGGGUCAAAACACAGGAGGCUGUUAGGGUGAUGUAUUUGUCCUUUUGUUCUAAAGAAAUACAUUGACUUGGAUCCUAAUUUUCCUUCCUUGUACAGGACAGAGUUCAUUUUGGGAUGGGAGGACCAUGAAAACGGUUUGAUAUAUGGUCCUAGGAGGUGCAGGUGGAGCAGAGAUUAGAUGGGAAUCACCCCUCCCCACCCCUUACGUGAACAGAGGAACAAUUUAGGAUCCAAGCCAUUAUCUUCUUACAUUCAAUUUCACUAUUUCAUCAGUCAAAAAACCAUUUCACAUUCUGACCUGUAUGAACUAUAUUUCUGUGUGUCAGGGAGUUCAGAGUUGUGGUUAUACUUAUUGAUUAGAAGUAGGUCUUUUUGGAUUGUUUUUCUAGGCCAGUUCCUUAUUUGCUAAAUGACAUUGGUGUAUAAAUUGUAAAUAUCAUUACCCAGAUCAGAUUUAGCUUUUUUCAUUAGAAAGCCUCAUCUUCACAAAGCACUUUUUUUGAAUAGAUUUUGUGGAUCAUCAUCUCUCAGCUCAUCCUGCUGAGUUCUAAGUACCGAAAGGACACAGUAAAUGAGCACAAAGAGGCUUCAGAAAGCAGAAGAGUGCAAAGAAUGACUUUGGUCACUCAACAAAGACAGCCAGGAACAGCCAGGGCUGCUUGCUGCUUGCAUUACUCCUCAUCAUAUCCUCGAACACCUAGGCCACCUGUUGGUAAAAAUACUUUGUCAAAGAGGCUAUUAAUAAACAUCUUCUGGCACAACUCAUUAUAAAGUAAAUCUCACCCCUGGAGGCUCUAUGGAAACCUGGUAUAGGCAGCCUGCUGUCAAAGCCUUGGAAAUGGGUAGAAACACAUUUCUUUUUAUGGUGUCUAAUCUUAUAAAAUUAAGAUGGAAUCAUAACCCCUGGUUGGCAUCAGAAUGACUUGAUGGAACAGCGCAAGCAGUGCCACAUUCACAGCCCUGGAACUCAUGCUGGCAAGGCCAACAGGUGAAUAUGGGGCACCACUCCCAGGUUGGUGAAGCAUAGAGGCCCAGUUUCGGUGUGUUCUUGUCACAUGACAACAGCAGGGUCUUUAUCGGAUCGAGCACAACCUGUGCCUUCCCAUUCCCAUUCCUGAAAUGGCCUGUUCAGGGGCUGUUCUGAUGGCUUGCACUGUCGGGGGUUUCCUGAAUGGUAGCUUUUGCCUGCCCACCCACCAUUUGGGUGGACAUAACAGGAUGCUCCACACCACUGGGGCUUCCUUGAUGACAGCAGUGCUUCCCUGCUGGCAAAGUCUGGCAGAGUUGAGCAGGACUGGGCAGGAAAUCAUCUCCAUUCCACCCCAACCACAUCCAGCAUGGCAGACUGGUAAUUUGGAUAGCUCUAUCUGUCACUGUGAAUCUAAACAAAUAGGUAUGGCAUUUCGAGGCAGAAAUUCAUUAUCCCUCUAGUAUCCAAAAUAAUGUCUCUUAUGUUGUAUAGAACAGCUGUGCUAGCAUAAAUAAGGCUGCUUAUCUCCACUGAAAGAUUUGGAUGGAUCUGCUGUGAAUUGCUUAUAAGUAUGUAAGCAAAAACAGUAUUGAAAUUGGUACAAGAUGGAAGCUCACUGUGAUCUUUAGAUUUGAGAAGAUGUUCAGAGUGCACCAAUUUAUUUUUUAUAAAGGUUUUUUAAAAAAAUAAAUACUUACCAUUUAUAUACUGUAAUGUCAGGGCAGCGUACAACAAUAAAACACAAAACAUCAUUAAAAUCAGUGCAAAACAAUUAUAAAAUGGUUGUCCAGUCAAAAAUGCUUCUAACAGCUACAUAGGCCUGUCAGCAUAAAAAAAUCUUCAAUAGAUGCCUGAAAGUAAAAAGUGAGCAUCCCUGCCAGAUCUUUGCUGAAAGAGGGUUCCAGAUCAUGGGACCAGUGGCUCUAAAUGCCCAACUUCUAGUUGAGGCCAAUUGGGCCUCUGAAACAUGGAGGCCAACUAUCAGUGCUCUUCCAGAUAAAUAUCAGUGAAUGAGCUGAGAUAAUAAAGGCUCAGGCAGUUCUUAUGGUAUCCUGGACUCAAGUUGUUGAGCACAUGCAAUGUUAUUUACUUCCAAACUUAGAACAUAGUGCUAAUUAUCUACACACAUGCCUGCCUCAUGUAGAAAAGAACUACAUAAUAAAUACUGUCCCAUAGCAGCCAUUCUUCUUUCUUUUCUUUUAUGAACAAAUAGUAUUUCCUGGAAAAGACUAUAAAGUGCAAAAACCCCAAUCAAAAGAGCCAACUUUUUGUUUUUCUUCUAGUUACCAUCUGUCCUCUUUUGCUUCCAUUUGGUUUUCAAACUUUGCUUCAGUCUGAAAUGCUAAAGUUGUGCUAUGCCCAGUAAGGCAUGCAUAAGUGUAUGAACCCACCAAGCCAAAUACAGUCCAUGAGUUAGAUAUAGCAGCCUACAAGAUGCUUUAUAGUUCUGGUUUAUUGCCUGCCUUGAAUUCAGGAAUGGAGUGAAAGUCUCAAUAGUACAUGACUAGGUUUGAUCAAUCACAAAUUAAGCAGUGAGGUCUAAAUGGUGGCCUCACUGUAUGCCCUGAAACAGGACUAUAAUUAGAGUGUCUCAGCACCAGACCUGUGUAAUCUGCAGUAGGAAAUCACUCAUAUACAUGGUACAAACUAAAAUGCUCUACUGCUUGAUGCGUUUCUGUAAAACAAACCAAAAUACACACACAGAGAGAAACCAAGUCUGUUCUACUUCAGUAUACUUGCACACUGUCCCCCUUUCUGGUGAUUGGCCUAAUUCUGGUCCUUAAUUAUUGAAGCAUUUGUCCUUUUUUAUUUCGUGGUGAGUUCAUGUGAUUGCACACAUUUAUCACAGAUGCCUUUGCUAAUUUAAUUACCCGCUCUGCAGUUAAAAAGAGGGGUGAAGACCGCUAGGCCUCUGAGUUUGUAUACUGCAACUAAUCCGCACUUGAUCCUUCCCUUCUUAUUUGUGGCCAUUUAUUUUUACAGGAUAUAAACAUUUAUGUUCCGAGAUUCCUGAAACAUCCUUUCAUUUAUUCGGCAUCAUGCACAGCCUUCUCUAAACAAAUUGAUACGUUCCAGACAAUAUCAUCAUCUGUUACUCAUCCUGAUCUUAUAUUUUUCUUUAUGUUAUCACACUGGAUUCCUGUCUUGCCUUAUCAUUUUAACACACACGCAAUUGUCUAGGCCUCUCACAACCUAGUUUUGUGUUGGUAAUUGUCAGCUCCUGUAGGGCAAAAGACCUGUUAACAGAGACCUGAGGGCACGCAGUACUCCAGUUCCCAGUUCUGUCUUUGUACCUUCUAAAACAGGAAAUGAGCGGUGGUUCAUGCAUACAAGCUGAUUCCUUUCAUUUGCAGCAGCCAUAUUACUAAUGAAAUGUAAAUAUUUUGUGACUGUUGUUUAUUUUAGAAGGUUGUUCAAUAGUUUCUUAUGUGAGGCUGCCUUGUGCUCCAGAGUGAAGCAUACAAAAAUAUCAAAAAAUAGAAUAAAAAUAAAUACUGGUAUUUUUUUUGCAAACACGGGUGCUGCUCAUGGGGCACGAAAUGCUUCUCUCCCUUGUUUAUAGUGGUAUUCCAUGCUACAUGCCACUACGAAGUGCGAUAAAAAAUGGUAGACUCUUUAGUUAUGUGGACCGUAAUGUCUUUCCUUAUCAUAUGGUGUGGAAAGUGGCUGGUCCUUGAAAGGUUACCUUUUUAAAAUCAUCAUCAUCAUCACCUACAUGCAUGUGAACCUGAGCAGAUAGUUAAUGAAGAGAAUGAUCUCUCUGUCAACUUGUAUAGAGAGAGAGACAGAGAGAGAAGCAUGAUUCUCAGAAACAGCUGCAGCCCCAGCAGUGAAUUUUUCCAUAUUGCCGCCACAAUCUCCCGCAAUCACAAAUGUAACUUCUCCCGCCCUGUUAAAAGUGAAUAUUUGAAUAUGUAAAGGGCUUUCAAAUUACUUUAUUUAUUUAUUAAAUUUGUUUUCCACCCUUCAUAUAUAAAUCUCAGGGCGGUUCACAGCAUGAAAAUUCAACAUAAAACACAAAAUGCAUAAUCAAAACAAGAACAAAACAAAUAACCCCCCUAUUAAUUAAGCAUAGCUACUCAUUUAUAUUGAAAGUAGCCCCAAUUAAUUGUGAUGCCCAUCUGUCAUUGAGACUGAAAUGGAGGAUUGAACUUCAUUACUCUAGAUCACUCUUACUCCUACCUACCUGCGGGGAGGAAGAUAAAGGAGAGGGUGCUGAACUGGCUCUGUAGAAUCCAAGCCACUUCAACUGAUGAAAGUAACACUAAUACCUCAGCUACCUUCUAAGUGGGCAGGGAGCAGCAGGACCUCAGAACCCUCUUAUGUGGAUUGGCGGAAGCUUGACACAUGCUGCAUUUCCUAUUAAUAAAACUUAGUAACCGAUAAAGGCACCAGCCAGAAGUUUUGUUCUGUAAGUGCAUCUGUAAGUCUUUCAUCUCACAAAACUGAACCUCUUUCCUCUAAAAUCUCUGCGUUUUAAAGUCAGUGAUUGAAAGGGAAUGUUUAGGUCCAGUGGCUAUAAUGCUAGAACAGAGAAGACCGAGUUUGAAACCUUGGCCAACCAUGAAUUUCUUGGGCUUGAGUUUAAGACGUCUCUCAUAGAAUAAAAAUAAGGUGGCAUGCCUGUGGAGCUGGGGAUCUUCUUCUUCUUCUUCUUUUAUACAGAAGUGUAAAUAUUUAUGCAACUUUCCCUGAGCCUUUCUGAUAAAACACAUUACAUAUUGAAAUAAAGUAUGAGCUCUUUGGGACAGGAUUUGUUAAUGUUGCUGCCUCAAGCAAUAGGGCUGAAUUUUGAUGAGGAUUCCUGGAUGCCACUGUUAUCAGAAAUAAAACACCUUGGCUCUUCUUUGCUUGUGAAAGUUCGUCAUUGCUAAAGAGAGCAUUGAGGCCAGUAAUGGUAAAAGUUGUGAUAUCUGGGUGGUUCUGUUUUAAAUCACAUGGAAAAUACUUUUGAACAACAACAACGAAAUAAACUGCUAAAUCAAAAACAAACUAACUUCUAAACAGUUAAUACUUUUAAAUACAUUUAUAAAAAUCCAGAUACAAUCAAUAGAAUUUAAAAACAAGUAUACAUGGCAAAACUACGUGACUGAGUAGGCUUGCCAAAAUGAAGAAGUUUUUAGCAGGUGUCAAAAGCAGUACAAUAAAGGGAUCUGCCUGACAUUAAUAGGCAGAGAGUUCUUGAAAAUAGGUCCUGCCACAUUAAAAGAUUGAUUCAUUGCAGAUGUAGCAUGAACCAUUUUAUGGUUCUUGUUAAAGUGUAAAUUCCACAGAUGAAAGCAUGCAUGGGGCAUGUAUGAGGCAAGAUGAUCCUUCAAGUAAACUGGUCCCAAGGUGCCGAGGGCUUUAUAUACUAAUGUUGGCCUGGUAACAAAUCAGCAGCCAAUACAGAUCUCUCAGCAGGGUGGAAUAUGCUAGUAGGUCCUCAUGCCUGUCAGCCAUCUUGCUGCAGCCUUCUGCAUUAACUGCAGCUUCUAAACCAAGUUCAAGCGAAGCUCCACGCAGAGUGCAUUCCAGUACUCCAAUUUUGAAGUUACCAGUUCCUGGACCACUGCAGUUAAGCUAUCCAGGUCCAGGAACCACUACAGCUGAUGUACCAGUUGCAGCUGGUGCAAGGUGCUCUAAGCCACUGAGUUCCACAGUGACAAAAUACACAGAGAGAAACCAGACUGCACACACAGACUACAGACCUGCUCCUUUAGAGGGAGUAUAACUACAUCCAGGGCAGGAAGUAAGCACAGGGGAAGGCAAAUCAUCAAAAAUGCAUAUGUUCUAAGUCUGCUUUUCUAGUUUAUAGAUUUCUAGAAUCAUGGUAAAAAUACUUACUUACUUACUUACUUACUUAUUUAUUUAUUUCACCAAACCUUUAUUAGGCAUUACAAGUAUAGGCCAUCAUAAAACAUAUAUAAAAUUUUAAAGUAUAUACAAAUAAACAGCCAUGUAAAAUAUAUAAUAACGGAGAUUUUCACUGGGAUUUCUUCCCGCUAAAUAGUGUCAUUCACCACUCUAAGCGAUAUUGUUGACAAAAACUCAGCCACCCUUGCAGUUACUUCCGGGUUAAUGUCAGACAGAUAGAAUCUGAUAUUUUCAUUGUGCUGUGAUGUUAGACUACCCCAAAAAAAGGGGACAGCAUGUGUUUGUGUAGCUGGUUGUACAAUGGACAGUAGAAGAGAAUAUGUUCUACAGUGUCCAGCGCAUGGUAAAAAUACUGUGGUUUUCUACUGGAUUCAGGAUCACUAGGUGAAGGGUUUUUUUGCUGACCUUAUGAAGCCCAACUUUAAUCAAGGUGAGUUUUGCCAGUAGUAAAAUACACUUUGACUCCAGACUGCUCUCUGGAAAAUGCCUUUUCCCAUGCCCUUCUCUCUUGCUGGUGAUUUGGUUAAUCUCUGACUUUGCAUUUGCUAUUCCUGAGAUGUUUGAUCCUGCAAACAAAUUAAUGUCUUGCUGCUACAUGCAGCAUUUGAGUUAAUCCAUGGUACAGCCUGGGCCAUCUGUAGUGUUUCUCCCUUGUGAAGAAAUCCCUCUUGGUUUGCUGUUAAUGCACUUGAUUUGACCUGAGUAAUAAAACAAAUCCUUUGUUCUUCAAAAGAUAUGUCUGUUUUAGCUUCUUAAAAUUCUGUCGCUUCCUUUAUAAGCAGGGCUGAAGCUAAGCUAAGCUGAGUUUUUAGCUCAAAUAUUGCUUUCUUGGUUCAGCUGGAAACACUUGCAUACCAUUUUUAAUUAUCUGUGUAUUAAUUUGUUCUUUUAAUAUUGUCUAUUGAAAGUGAUAAUUUAUUUGAAAUGAGUAGUCAGGUAGUGUAAUAGUAAUAAUAACAGUUCUUACUGAGGUACAAAUGAGUUUUUCUGCUGACUGUGGAGUUAUUUUGUUCCAGACCCUGUGCACAAAUGGCAAUAUGUCUUUGGAGUAAUGUGUCUUUGGAGUGAAAAGUCAUAUCAGCUUUGAUGCACACCAGUUUGGCAGUUUGGGAAUGUCCAUUUAGUUGUGUUUUAUGCUAGUAGGCAGAAAGGACUCUCAGUGUUCCUGCUUGUUUCCUUUUCUAGUUACAGUAGUUCCCUCCGCUGCCUCCGCUUCUUCUUUGAAACCUGUAACAAACAAUAAUUUGAAACUUGAAAGCACAGUAACAGUCCCCUCCCAACCAUUGCUGUGUUUUACUGAUAGUAAAGAGCGUGGAAAAAUAUCUGGGCUUCUGGCAGAGCAUCCUUGCAGGUGAAGCGAAAUGUUGCAUACUGCUGAAGCAGAAUUCAGUGACCUGGUCCGUAUAGCUGAGCUAAUGGGACACUAAUCAAAAAGAGUGAAUAAUUCUGAUAUACACAUCAGAGCUACACUUCUUAAAUCUCUGCCAAGUAUGCAGUGAAGGUUUCUCUUUAUAAUGAAGGAAGCUAUGUGGUUGAUUCAUGCCUGCUGAAAAAUUGCUAACACUUCUGUGUACAUGCAUGUACAACCCUAAAUAUGGAUAUAGCUGGGAAGUGAGGUGGUUCUGCACACUGUUGAAGUCCUAAUAUGGACCGGUCUUUCAUGAAUGAUCUACUCUACUGGAUGGAGUGUAAAUUAGAUACUUUGCUAGUUUGAGCAUAGAAAUGGACUUGAUUGCAAAAGUCAUAUUCUCCCAACCUUACUGUAGUUCCCAUUUACAAAACUGAAAUAUCUCAUUGUGUUGUGUUGUCAUGAGGACAAGCAAGGACAAGAGCACUCUGGCAACCUAAGGCUAUAGGCUCCAAAUGUAAUCAAUAUAUAGGAAACUAUACAAAAUCUGGGAUCAUCAAACUGUACGCAUUAGUCUUCUGAGUGCUACAGUCCCUCACCAAUUAAAAGGUUUUCAAUCAAUAUUCAUAGCAGCCGGAAGAGUUCAUGUAGCCAGGUUUGUGAGCAAAAUCCAUUUUUAAUGUCAGCAUAGACUUCCUGGAGUUCCUCUUAAAAACUUAUCAGAAGCCUUCUCCUGAAGGACAAAUGGCAGGACAAACUCCUAUACCCAGUGCUUCAUGGAACUGCCUGUGGUUUGCUGAAAGCUCAGUAUGAAAUCAUAUACGAAAUGUAGCCACCUUUCAAUAUCUCCCAAGUCACUGUAGAUAAAGAUCUGACUGGAAACAUAUUGCAGAUGAGAGCGCCUUGUUUUCCCAAGGCUCUUGGAAGGUUUGUAUUUGGGUCUGUCUUCAGACCAUUUCCCUAAAUAUUGUUCUUCCCAAACAUUGAAAUACAGGCACCUACCAACACAAGGUUGCCUUCAUUCAGGCACCUACCAACACAAGGUUCCCACAACCAUUCAACACACCUUGUGUCCAUUAUACUCAAGAGCAUCAGCCUAGCAAUCUACUCAUGAGCUCCUACACCAGAGAUGCCAAAUGUAACAUUUAUCUAUUUAUUAUUGCAUUUAUAUCGCCCCACCCCACCCCUGGAGCUCAAGGUUCUUCCCAUUGAGCUCCAUGGCCGAUUGGGGAUUUGGUUUCCAGGUCUGAGACUGACACACUAGCCACUAUAGCACACUGUCUGUUGGUUAGAAUCACUGAAGCUAGAAAACCAAGCAGCUCACAGUAGAAGAGGAAACAGUAAGGUCACAUACAGAUGGAAGAGUUUGCAAGGAUAAGACACCUUGAAUCAGUGUCUCUUAUUCAAACUGUAUCCACCUUCUUUUAGUCAAGGAGGCUCACAAGAUUAGCACUUGUGGCACGAUCACUUGGAGAGCAGCCAAAUCUUUCACUCUCUCCCCUCUUUCCCAUGUCUCUCUUCCCCCAGCUCUAUCUUACAUUUGAUGCUACAGUCCCUGGGGAAGCUGCCUUCUGAAGAAGGCCUAAUUCUGUCCUUCCUAAAGAGAAAUCAGCAUAUGAACUCCUCUCCCCACACCUUGAAAUGGCACUUUGCCAGUUUGCGAGCCUUUUUCUAAUUUAUGUAGUACACGAGUUUCCUCAUUAUCACUUUUAUGGACAAGGAAUCUGGAAACCCAUUACUUUUAAAUGUCUUGCUCUUAUGGAUACAUUUGCUGUUCGUUGUAACGAUGCCAAUCAUAAUGAAUUCAUUCUGCAUUCAUGUAGAUGUCACUGGCACUUUUGGAUUUUUUCAGUGUCAUUUACAUCAGUAAAUGGACACUUAAAAGCAUUGCCCAUGAGCCUGUUGAUCCAGCAAGAGAGCAAGGGGCAAAGUGGGAUAGCAGAGUUGAUCACUUCUUUUUCUCAGCUAGAAAACGCUGCUGCAUCUUGGGGGGAAAUCAGCAAUCAAUCAUUAUUGCUUGAUGAACUGUUUCCUCCUGACAGCAUAAUUAAAUCACAGCAUAUCUGACUGAUUUGCUCAUUUUCACUGUAGAUGUUCUGCUGUUACUUCAGCGGUUGACAUAAUUUAACAGAUCACUUACCAUCUCAAGUACCUAUUUUGGAUUGUCCAGGUCAAGUUAAAAGGUGGGAGUAGCUUCUUAACUUGUCAUCUGUGGAGUAGCUCUUGCAUUUUUCAGCCCCCUCCCCCCCCCCCCACCAAAAGGCAUCAUGAAUCCACAGCAUUUAAGCUAAGAGAGACAGGCGUUCCACUGACAAGUCUGUUGUCUGCAGAUAAACCCUCCUUUGGUCAGCGAUGCAGAAUCACAGGUCACUGAACCGGGAGAGAAAAAUAAUUUGAUGGCAGAUGUUUGGAGUUCAAAUAAUACAUGACCUCUUCAGAUUUGAUAUAACGAGUGUGAGGUGAGUGAGAAGAGAAAUGAGUGGCCUAAGACAGAUAAAGAUUAAUGGGAGCUCAUAACAAAUAGUGAACUAUUUUGUCUUCUCGGUGUGCACACAUGCACUCCUCAGUCACCGCAAGUCACUCAGCCCUCUUCUCGGUUACUUCAUCCUUCUCACGAAUGAAGCAGUCUAUGGUAAGGCCUUUUAUUCUCCCAGGCUGUGGGUAACCUCCUUCAGAAGAAGAGGCAGUUUCUGGAGAAGAGAGAACUAGGGUGCCUAUGUCAUCUUCUCUGGUGCAUUCUGCGUGAAAGACAUGGGGUGCUUUGAUUCAAGGAGGACUACAGUGGGGAGCAGUGGAGAUACCCGCUGUACCUCCUAUGUCUUUAUCAGCACUUCUCACUGGCCGAUGGUGAAAGGGAACAGAUGGCAUGACUUGGACACUUCCCCAUGGGCAUAGAUCAGAGAGAUACUUUGCUCUGCUCACCUCCACUAUUGCUUCAAAAAUCCUGCACUCGUAGUGUAGAGCUGUGGAGGCACCAGGCCAGGUCCAGACCCCUCUUUCCCUUGUGCCUCACUUGGACAGGUUGGUAGGCCACCUACCCCAUCUGUCAGAUCACCUGACAACACCCUGGUUUCAGAUGACUCAGUUUCAAAGGAGAGAAUCAGGAGUCUUUUCCUAGUUCUUUGCAGGGGUGGUUUGGAUUCAAGCUGCAUCUGAAAAUUUUCCUUUGUUGCCUGGCUUGAGUGCAAUUUAAAUUCAGCACCAAAGGUAAACUCUUGAUUGUGGCAAGCAUUGGUUCCACUCGGAAGCUCUGAUUGGGAGCUGGCCCAGUAGUCUUACAUUUAGCACUGCAUUUAAAAGGAAGCUGCACUUGCAGAAGAACAUUCAGAGUAAACACUCCUUGCUCCUUUCUAGGCACGGCUUUUCUGGUUCUACACCUGAUGGCAGGUGUGAUCUCAAGCAUGGGCAUGGCCUUCUGAGCCAGAUUAGGACCUCUCACAGGCCUAACUGGGCUUAAGGGCUAAAAGUUCCCCGUGCCUGGUUUAGAGUACAAAAAGGCACAAAGGUAAGUCUUGCCUCACUUACCUGCACAAAAAAGAUUAGCAGGUAAGGAAGAAAACCAGCCCCAGUCUGCUUGACAUAUUAGCUUUCCAUAAACAAACAUUUUGUGAUGCCAGGGAAUGUCAUAUGACAGCCCCUCAUGUUCUGUUGUGAUACAUUCCUAAAUUGAAAUGUGCCACAUCUUUCCUUUCUUCUGAAAAUGUAGAAUACACAUUAUUUAUUUUGUUUGCUCACCAGUCUAGAAUGCCAUCCAGCGUUGGAUGAAAUUCAGUACGUCUUGCUGAGGUGGAAUAAGCAUGACUUCCAAGUCCUUUCCCACUAACCUUUAGAGUUAUAUGGUGUCCAUAAAAAUCUAGAAGUGGAGCCAUUGUUAGGGGGAAUGAAGAACACUAAUGGAACACCCCAGAAAAUGCUAGUGUUGUGAAUAAACACUAAGGAGGGAGCCCCUACCCGUAAUGCUGUGUCUCCACCAUCAACACAUCUAACAUUAUGCUGUGUGUAUUGUCACUGAAUCUAAUUUGUAGUAUCUCAAUGCUGAAUUGUUAUUGGGGUCAGUCCCAAGGUGGCUGGAGCUGGAACCGGUAAUAACUAUUUUUGCUGGGUUUAACUAAUUGUUCUGUUUAAUGGGAGUGAUGUGAGAAACACCCUUUUACUUUAGCUGCAAGCGCAGCACUGUUUUUACCGUGCCUGUAAUUUUCUCUCCUCACCUUGCCACUUGUGAGUUGCUCGAAACAGCUGAAGCAGCAUAAAGAGAUCUGUUUGCAAGCGAACCAAAGGGAGGGGAGGGGAUGAGCAGAGCUUUAUUCCCUAGACAGGCUAGGCCUUGAUUGAUGCGCGAACAACUUGAAUGAGGAUUGGAAGGAUUUGGGAUCACACUGCACAAUCACACCAUAAAGGCCAUUUCAGAGGCAAGGAAGAAAUGAUGAAGAUGUGAACAGUGGCUUUAAAGUGGUGCCCCCUCUUUCAAGCACAUGAGUUGAUCAAACUUUGAGAAACCAAACCAUCUUUCCAUAUACUAUAUGCUUUGGGUGGGGAAAAUAUUUCAAAAGAGUCAAAACUGUAGAUACCAACACUCUGCAUUCCCAGUUCUUAGUUUCUAGACAAUUGCUUGGGGUAUUUCCAGCCCUGUGAAUGCAGUUGUUCCAUCAUUCCACCAUGGCUAUUUCUCCUAGUUAACUUUAAUUACAAUUGGUAGAAUAAUAAGUCUCAAAUUCUAACAUUUAAAUUUUCUUCUUACUAAAUUCUUUCCUUGAAAACAUUCUCUCCCCCCCCCCCCUACAGAUCUUAUAGUCCGAUUCUUGGCAUUUCCAUUACUUCGGAACUGGGCAAGCAAGGAAAAACAGACUAUCUCAAGAGAAUGACCUCUCCCCACUCACUACCUGCUGCGUUUAUUAACAAAUCAUGGGUUCAUAAGCCUUGCCGUUGGUUAAAGAGACGACCAGGCUAGGGUGGGGUGGGGUUUUGAUGUAGUUUAUAUAUAUUUAUGAGAAGUGGGUACAGGCAAACCUUGGUUCCCAAACACCUCUGUUUUGGAACGUUUCGGCUCCCGAAUGCCAGAAACCCGAAAGUAAGUGUUGCGGUUUUCAAACACUUUUCAGAAUCCAAAAGUCCGACGCAGCUUCCACUUGAGUGCAGGAAGCUCCUGCAGCCAAUCUUAAGCCACGCCUUGGUUGUCUGCAUUCAGUUUGACUGUAUUCAGUUCCUAUUUAUAUAUAUUAAAAAAUCAUAGAAGCAAGGUGUUCAAAUACUUUGUGUGGUUUUGCAAAUUGCUUUGAACUACAGUGGAAUGGGGGAGGGGGGAAACCCACAAGAUUUUGGAAGAAUUCAACUGUAGUCUUUCCAAUAGAGAGUUGCUGCAACACAGGUCCUUAUUCAGGCAGAGAUCUACAGAGGAAGGCUUUCUUCUUCUUCUUCUUCUUCUUCUUCUUCUUCUUCUUCUUCUUCUUCUUCUUCUUCUUCUGCCUGCUUAAACCCUUUAGGAUAUAUGCGUCGGGACUGUGUGUUGGAGACUUCUGAGGCUGCAGUGCAACCUUUUACUUGCACUCUUGCUGUGUUAAGAAUGAAAGCAAGUCCAUUCUUGAAUGGCAUAGUUGGAUUUCAUAACAAACAGUGGCAGAUUGUAGUUCAGUGAAGUAUAUCCUGUUGGUUAAUAAUUAGUACUUGUUCAUACAAGGGUUGGCGCAUUCCACUGAUAACUACCUUUGUCUGUACAUCUGGCCCCAGCAACACAGGAGGGUGUUGGCCGUGAUUUGAACAUCGGUAAUUGACACCAGUGAUUACCAAGCUUUUCAGUGAAAUAACUCCCAACAGCGGGAUUUCAUUUCCAUUGGGUACAUUUGUUAGUUUAAGACUUACUAUGUUUAGUUAAUUUUUCAUUUAUGUGGGUAUACAGUAUUCUCUUACACAUAAGUAAACUUUCCAUAGCAACUUAAAUAACAGCUUAACAUGUGCCUUUUUGUUUAGGAACUCAGAUGUAAAACACUUAGAAUGCAAAAUCACCAUACAGAUACCUCAAUAAAUACCAGAAUGAGACCUGCUGUCUUAAUCUAUAAAGCCGUUGGAAGGUCUUAUAAAUUCUUCAGUGUGUCACUUGCAUUGAGAUCUAAAUCUUUUGACCAGUUCUAGCCCUGUGCUCCCAUAAGUGCCUUAAAUGGCUUUUUUUAAUACUGAAAAGAGAUUCCCCAUUGCAAAGUAAAUUUGUAAUUGUUGUCAUUUGCUUUGUCUCUUGCUUCCCGACGUGACCUUUAGAAAAAUAAAACACUGACUCCACUAUAACACAUGAAAGCUUUUAUAUGACUCCCCCUGCCAUUUUUUGCAGUGAUUUAGACAGAUAAAAUAUAGAAAGAGACUUGACAGUGCAGUGCCGACCCAGAUUGAGCAUACCAGUGUUGGUUCAUUCCCAUCAUUUUUUUACCUUUACCACCUCUCCACUCAUUGCUGCUUUCUUUGGCUAAAGAAUGCCAGCAAAUGUCCCGUUUGGGCAACUAAUACAGCUUUCCUCAGGUAGACAUGAGUAGUCCAAAGGCAGCAGCAGCAGCAUUCACAAGGAGGGUAACACUGAGAGGCUGGUUUGUUUGCCUUAUGGUUUUGUUGCAAAGGUAGACUUGAAAUAUAGCUAUAAAGACCAUGUGGUGAGUCUUGUCCCCACCGUGGAAGGAUGUGUGGAUCCAGAAUUGGCCUCCUUGGUCACUUACGGACUCACGGUUAAGACCGUGUUCAUGGAAGACAAUCUUACUCAGCUGGGAGUGAUCACCAAAGAACAAGAGUUCAGCCCCGGGAAAAUAAGUAGACAACUAUCCUUUAGGUCAGUAGUAGCCAAUGUGGUACGCUCCCAGGUGUUUUUGGAUUCCAGCUCCCAUCAUUCUCAGCCAUCAUAGUCAAUAGUCAGGGGGAAAUGGGAGUUGUAAUCCAACUGCAUUCAGAGUGUUCUUGUGCUUUAGGUGCAACCAAUAAAUAAAUAGCUAUUUGGAGGUGGGGUAGCUUACCUGGUACAAGAUAGUGUAUCCGCUUCCAAAAACACUUUAGUACAGUGGUACCUCGGGUUAAGAACUUAAUUUGUUCUGGAGGUCCGUCCUUAACCUGAAACUGUUCUUAACCUGAAGUACCACUUCAGCUAAGGGGGCCUGCCGCGCCGCCGCCCCGCAAUUUCUGUUCUCAUCCUGAAGUAAAGUUCUUAACCCAAGGUACUAUUUCUGGGUUUGUGGAGUCUGUCACCUGAAGCAUCUGUAACCUGAAGCGUAUGUAACCCGAGGUACCACUGUACAAGAUACAGAUGAGGCAAAGCAUAAAGGUAUCUGUUGAGGGAAGAGAAGAGAGGUGAAGCAAAGCCUAGAUGCAAAUGUUUGUUACCCAAAUUAUAGCUUAGACUGAUUUGAAAAAAAAUGUAUAUACGUUUCUCAAAUCAGUACGUGAUUGGACAAUUAGAGUCAAGUAAGUAUAGCUUGGCUCACACAGAAUACAUUACCAUAAUAUUGUGGUACGCUCUGCUCCUAAAGUAGGUCAGCAGCCGGCACUUGGGAGCCAAGGGGUCUAACUCGCCUUGUUAGCCUUUGCUGGGACUUUCAGGAAUCUGCUCAAAUGGUUGGGUCUCCUGCUUCAACACAGCAUGCAUCUUUCCAGAGCUCUAGAAAGCUUCUAUUCCACCAUUUUCUCCAUCAGUGUCAAUUUCGAUUAACAUUAACCUUAUCUGAUUGAAGUUUCUGAGAACACAGUUUGUAAUGUAUACAAUAAGAGGCAUUGAGUGCUGGGGGUGUUCAGUGAAGAUCUGGUAUUGCUGGUAUUUGGCAGAAUUCUUGCCUGUUAAAAGCUACUCUGCCUGAAGGAAAUUGGUGCAAAUGGUUUCAUUUUCUUUCUCACAUCCCAGUCCUAAAUAUUUGCUUCCUUAUAUCUGGAUGCAGCUUUUCUGGACUAAGCUAUUGGCUACAUCAGGGUAAGAUUGCGAUUUGUUAUGCCGUGUCAGCACAUUGAUCACUGUGCCCCAUUCCAAGCAUAAAGAAACAGUGGAAGAGCAACACCUAGGUUUUUUAGCAGCUUUCUUUCAGGAAGUAUCAGCAAGAAACUGAGCACAAGCUAAAUAAUGACUUCACUUUUUCUGCUGCAUCAAAAAAAUCCUGGCGUGAUAGAAUGGUGUUCUGAAGUAAAGCAGUGAGAAGAGCCUGAUGCUGUGCGUAGGCUUGUAUGGAUAGCUGCCCUUGAGGAAUUAUAUUGGAUUUUUGAUUGUAGAGAUCCUUGCUUUGUCUCUCGGAUUGCCCAUUUCCCUGUGUGUGUGUUAAGGCACCAACUGUAAUAUGUCUUCUUGUCAUUUUGAAAUUUGUUUCGUUCCAAGAGAUAUUGCAGAGUAUUCAUACUGCUUUGAGGAAAGAAUGCCAUAACCUUUGAGUUUGGGCCUAAGAAGGCUUAUUCACAUAUUGUUCUUCUAGUCCCUCCCCAUGUAUGACACGGGUGGCACUGUGGUCUAAACCACUGAUUGGAAGAUCAGUAGUUCGAAUCCACAGGAUGGGGUGAACUCCCAUUGCUCUGUCCCAGCUUCUGCCAACCUAGCAGUUCAAAACACACCAGUGCAAGUAGAUAAAUAGGUACUGCUGUGGUGGGAAGGUAAACGUCGUUUCCGUGUGCUCUGGCUUCCAUCAUGGUGUUCCAUUGCUCCAGAAGCAGCUUAGUCAUGCUGGCCACAUGACCCAGAAAGCUGUCUGUGAACAAGUGCCGGCUCCCUUGGCCUGAAAGUGAGAUGAGCGCUGCAACCCCAUAGUCGCCUCUGACUGGACUUAACCAUCCAGGGACUCUUUACCUUUACCCAUUGAGUUGAUUUUGGGAAAUGGAAAUCAAAUUCUUUGCCCUUGUUGAUCUACUGCACUCUGGAACCAUUUUAUAACUCAAGCAGUUGGGAGUGAAAUUUGUUCCACAAGAAGCAUACAGUGGUACCUCGGGUUACAUACGCUUCAGGUUACAUACGCUUCAGGUUACAGACUCCGCUAACCCAGAAAUAUUACCUUGGGUUAAGAACUUUGCUUCACGGUGAGAACAGAAAUCGCGUGCUGGGGGCACGGCAGCAGCGGUAGGCCCCAUUAUCUAAAGUGGUGCUUCAGGUUAAGAACAGUUUCAGGUUAAGAACGGACCUCCGGAACGAAUUAAGUACUUAACCCAAGGUACCACUGUAUUCUGGUUCCAUUACAGGACAUUUGGCACAUACAUAAUUAGGUAAAUAGAAAGAAGGCAACCGGGAGGAAAAGAUAGUUCUGCACAUUUGUUGACUGGUCACCAAACUGUGUCUUAUUUACUAAACAUUCAUUACAUUAUCAUGAGGUAGCACAGUAAGUCAAUUUUUUGGACCAUGAGAAAAAUCCUUGUCGUUAAAGAAAUUCAGUUUGAACUUCAGAAUAUCAGGAACUUAUGGCAGAAUAUACAGUGGUGCACCGCAAGACGAAUGCCUCGCAAGACGAAAAACUCGCUAGACGAAAGGGUUUUGCGUUUUUUGAGUCGUUCCGCAAGACGAAUUUCCCUAUGGGCUUGCUUCGCAAGACGAAACGUCUUGCGAGUUCUUGUGAGUUUGUUUCCUUUUUCUUAAAGCCGCUAAGCCGUUAAUAGCCGCUAAGCUGCUAAUAGCCGCUAAGCCGCUAAUAGCCGUGCUUCGCAAGACGAAAAAACUGCAAGACGAAGAGACUCGCGGAAUGGAUUAAUUUCGUCUUGCGAGGCACCACUGUAAAACCUUUCUAAGAAUAACAGUGCUUAACAACUGGUUAUACUGAGCUGAGUGAGUCCAUUCCAUGUUUCAGCCUCUCCUAUGAUUGCAGUGUGGCAUGAGCCUGACUUCUUAUUGGUAAUUUUAUGCAUUAUCAAAGCUGUACCAAGUGACUGGAUGAGUCACUGCCCUGAACUUUCUCUGGCAAUCAAGUGCAGAGGUGGUGGAGCUCCUAAUGAUCAUCUUCUUUUUUAAAAACAACAACAAAAACCCUUCUACUUGCAUCUUCCCAGAUACAACACUUAUAAUUUAGAGCAGUGUAUUUUUGAGCUUGCAAGAAAUGGAAUGCAAGCAGCGCAACACAGAGCCGGCUUUCAUAAGGGCAAUGAAAUGGCUGCCUGUGUGUUGCCUUUUGCCAGUCAGUUUUGUCAGUGAGCAAGGCUGAAUUCAAACUAGCUUGACAUUCAUGGCAUAGUAAUAAUGCUAAUGCUGUGUUGAAUGGCAACCGUCAGUGCUGAGGAAACAAAUUGCAGGAGGGUGUAGCUAAGUGCAUAUUAGAGCAGUUACUACCUAACUUUGUUUUUGAUUUUUUGUAGCUUAGUUUAACAUAAAGAGAUUCACUAAAUAGCUUGGGGUAAAUAGUUAUCUUGCAACCUCCAUAGGAUUUGGUUGAGGCAACUUGAGAUAGACGGUGUAAAAUUCUUUGCACAUGGAGAAGUGCUACAGCAGCAGCAGCAACAAUAAUAUAGUGUGAAAAUUUGAAUGCCCAAGAAAAAGGAAGGAACAUUCUCCCAGGUUCAAUCCCUAACAUCUCCAGUUAAAAUAUGUUUUGGUACAGGACAGAGAAAAGUCCACUUGCCGGAGAUCUUGGAGAAUUGCAGCUGGUCAUAGUAGACAAGAACAGGCAGGCCAAUGUUCUCACUCUCAGUGAGAUAAUAACAUUCCCAAACAUUAUUUGGGAUAAUAACAUUCAGACCAGGUUUCUUAGAAGGCACAGGCAGUUGUCAGGGGAAGUCUGGAGAAAGAGUGGAGUACUGUGUCUACCAAAGCCGUACUAUCAGGGACCUGGUCUUCUGCUCAGUCUGUUUUCCUGAUGCAGGAUUCCCAGAGUACACUCUGCUAGGUGUACGAUGUGCUGGACCCACUUUACUGUGCAUAAGUCUGAAUCUAUAAAUGAAGAAUCCCUGUUCAGAAAUAGAUUUCUGUGCACAAAUUGUGUGUGCUGGAUUACAGUGGCUAUGCAAAUGAAAUAUCCCAACAGUGCCUAGCAAAUGUAGCAAAUUUACAUCAGUUUUUCCUCAAUACAAAAUCUAUUUUUUUUCUAGUUGUCUGUUGUAAAAAGAGAAUUCACAGUCUGUCUCUUUCUCGAGCUGCAUAUUCAGCAUGCUUGGGUUUAUCAUUAGGUUGCAUUUAGAUUGGCAAGAGCUGGCUAAAAAUAGAUUUACCUCUAUGGGUAGCUUUUAGAAGAAGGAUCAAGAAGACUGUUCUUUUGCCAAACCAGCAUGCCUUUCCCACUCAGAGCAAAAUGAUGUGGUCCCUCCAUUAGUAGCUGAUUGAUCUCCGAUUAUUUACCUCUGUGAGCGAGCUCUAGCUUUUCAUCUCUCACUGUGAUAAACACAACCAGAAUAGAGUUUGAUCUUGGCAUUAGUUGGGAAGAGAAGAGCAUAUUCCAUUAGAGAAUUGUACAUACAGAAUGUCUUCAAAACCCCAUCUGUUCCAUCCCCAGCAGUCCAAUCAAACGUACACCCCCAUCCCCACCCACACACCCACACACCCACACACGCCAUAGCUGUCAACUUUUCCAUUUUCUUGUGAAGAAUCCUAUUCAGAAUAAGGGAAUUUCCCUUUAAAAAAGGGAAACAUUGACAGCUAUCACCCACCCACACCUUCCCCCCAAAAAACACCCCAAACCACGUGACUGCCCCCUAUUUUCAACUUUUGUUUGCCUCCUAACAUGAAGAGAGAACAAAUUCCAGAGCUAGAAAUCCAUCUCACCAGCCCAUCUGUGAGUUGUGAGCUAGGCAUCUGGUGGCAUAUUAAAGGAAAAAUUUGUUGAUUAUUUCAAUAGGAUCAUUAGAAUAAUCAAAGUGAAUCAUAAUUUGCUCCCUAGAAUGCCUUACAUUUCCAUGUGUAUCUUUUUGGCAGACAACUUUCCUUUACUGUGAAUCAACAGUUAGCAGCAACAACUUCACCUCAAAGAGUUAGUGUAGACCAUGUGCUCCUUUUUUUAAAAUCCUUUGAUGCAGUUCUGGAAAUUUAGGUGUACCUGUACUGAAUUCCACUGAAAACAUGGCAAUUAAAGUGCAUUUAUUCUAGUUGAGGAAAAUUCAGGAUGCCAUGGAGGUGGUGGAAAGAAAAGAGGUGGCAAAUAGAGUGGAGAAUGAAAUCGAUGGGCUAUGCAGAAUUAGAUAAACUAACAGGAAGGAUUCGAAACCUGAGGGAUCAGAGAUUCUCAGAAGACUGGAGUAAAUUUACAGACUAUUUGAAAAGUAAUUGUGAUGGACAGAUUAUGCUAGUAGGUUCGCAAUAAGUUUUGUAAGGUGAAUUAUUAGAAAUAUUGCAAAAAAGACAAUGAGGAGAAUUAUUAAUUAAAGACAAUUAAAGGUAAUAUGAGAUUAAGAAAUGCAUAAUAAGUGAUAAGAACAGAAAAUCAUCAGAGGCGUUGUUGGAAGUCCAAAAAAUAUUGUAUAAGAUGUGAAGUUCUGUUGUAUGAAUGUUAAUUAAUAUGUUAAAAACUAAUAAAAAUGUAUUUAAAAAGAAAAGAGGUGGCAAAUGGCAGAGCAGACUGGCAAGUUAACUAUUUGCAAAGUUGCUUUACUAAAGGACAUGAGAACAUAUAAGAACACAAAGGUUGGAACCAGCAAGAUCAGACUAGUCCAGUAUUCUAAGAGUGGACAGCCAAAUGCCUUUCAAAGUUUAAUCAAAACACUAGACUUUUCCUUGUUGUAGGAAACUUUGGAAAUACUGAUAAGCAGGCCAGCUUGAGAGGCAGAACAAUUGUGGAUCAGAAGGAUGUGUAAAAAUCAUUCUACAACUGCUUCCCAGUGCUAUAUAGUUCUUAGGAAGAAUGUUUAAUGUAGUAAAGAGGUCAGAGAGAACGCGAGUCCCUUUAUUUUUUUAUUAUUAUUGUUUGCUUCUAUUUGUCAAUCAUCCAUAUCCCAGGGUGGGUUAUAACACAUAUCAAAUGUUACAAUUUAAACCCUUUUUUAAAAAAAAAAAAUUCAUAAUAAUACAGCACAGAGUUGAUUCUCUGACUGUAUGCAGUUGUUUUGUCUUUGUUUUAAACAAAAAAGUGGGGGGGAUAAAGUAAUACAGCAAUUGUGUUACUGUACACAGUAGUGGCUGACCACAUCACAACCUCCUGCAAACCCCUGGCUUAAAAGAUGGGUUUUUAACUGGAGCUUGAAACUCAAGUAAGACGGACCACCAGGUGAAUCCUCCAAUGGAAGGCAUUUGAGACACCUGAGUGCCACCACUGAGAAGACCCUGUGUCAUGCCACCUCACCGUGCAGUUCCCCUGGCAGUGGAACUAAAACAAAGGCCUGCUGCUGAAUGUCUUGUAAAUGGUGGCAUAAUAGAAUCUUUGAGAAUACCAGCAUAUUUGUGGCUUCUGAAUUCGCCUCUGUUUACCAACCUGCUGCCUUGCUGUUUCAAAUCUCUGGAUACAGGGACAAGCAAGCCCUGUCCCAACAUGUCUAUUCACGUUCCGGCAGUCUGUGGUGACAGACGUCAGCUGCUUGUUCAUAUGUCCCCAAGAAUCCUUUGUGUCUGGUCUCCUGAUUUUCAAGGGAGAACUUCAGGCUAAUCCCAGUGUCUUCCUUGCUUCCUGCCUUUAAUCUGCACUCUGAAGAAUGAAGCAUGACAGCAAGAGAAGAUUCUGCCUGGUCCAAGCACUGAAGUAAUAUAUAAGUAUGUAGGAAAGGGGGGGAAUGAGAUAUAUUUAUAAACCAAGCGCACAGCAUAUUCUCAUCUGUCAGUUGCAAGGUCUUAUCGGAGCAGACACUCCGGUGGGAAAAACUUUUUUGUGUCCUUUUCCUUAGCUCCUCAGUAGAAAAUCCUGAAGUUUCAGCGAAAGGACUUGCAAAGUCCUUUCCCCCUUCCUGUUUUAGCACAUUUUUCUCUGACAUUAUUGUUUGUGAGUAGCUACCGUAGAGAUGAAAGGGAGGAGACUGAAUGCAAUAAAAUGGAAGUUUGGUCAUAUGAAGGUGAAUUAGAUCGGCUAUUUGUCAUCUCUGCUGCACAAGCUUUUUGCUGUUAGGGACAGAUUAAUUUUAUUCAAGCCACACAUCCCAUUACCAGCUAAUCAGGAGAAUUUCCACAAAGGUGAGAGAUUUGCUCAUCUGUUUGACUUUGGAAAAGACGUACAAUCAAACUGAUUGAUUGUUAAUAGGUUGCUGGGAAGGGUACUGGUGGCUAUUCAGCUGAAGGUUCACUCUUCCACUCCCUGGAGCGUUAUUGCUGCUAAAGGAUGAGCAGAGUGCCAUACUUUAAGAUUUUGAUUACCAGAGAACAGGGGACAAUCUAUUUUGCUCUGCUUUUGAACUUCCUGAGGGGCAUCUAACUGGUUGUUGUUAAGCCCCAGUUCAGAUGCAUCAAUGGCCUCCUGCCAUGUGAAUGAGGUUUUGGGUUCAGGUGCUCCACCCUGCUCUCUCCGUCUUGGUAUAUCAGAAGAGAAACUUGGGUGCAUAUGCUUCCACUUUCAAAACAAACCACAGUUCCUUGACCUGUCCAGACAUUGGGAACUGUAGUUUGAUUAAACUGAAGCCAAGAUCAAACUGUGGCUUCAUACGUUGGUUUCCUUUAAUGAGCUAUCAAUUAAACAAGACACUUUUGAAUAUGAACAGGACUGUUUACAUGUGUAUGUGAACAUAUGGUUUACUUUGGAAGUAUCUGUUUUGCUUUAACCUCCUCUUAUCUUUUGCACACCAGGAGCAGCAAGUAUGGGAGGAGUCAGGGAUGUUCAUCCAUCUAGCAGUAAUAUAGGGUUUCCCCAUUACAUCUGAAGCAGGCCUUAGAAGUGCUAGACAACCACUUGGUUCAAUCCAACAGAGACAGGUCUUAAUCAGCUGCAUGUAUAUCUCUGUUUCAUAGGCUGUUAACAGCACUGUGGUAUGGAAUAAAACGCCAACACUUCUGUGUUCUGCAGAGCAGCAAAGUUAGUUCUGGACAUGUGUGCUGCUGACAAUUGCGGGCUCUGGGGACAGUAUAGUCCUGUGGGUGGUCAACAAGGAGAAGGUGGGUCAGCAGUAAAAGUACUACAUACAGGAAACAGGAAGCAACUGUGUCAUCUCCUUAUUUUGCAAGGCUACCCAAGUACUAAAUGUACUGGGCCAAUCUGGAGUUUUGACCAUACAGAAAUCACAACCUAGAAAUCAUUUUAUUCCCCUGAAAUAUGCUUGUCUAUGUUAGCCUCACAGUGCAUAGAGCAAAAAAUAAAAUAAUAUGACAUGCAAAAUGACUGAAACCUGACACAUCAUUCACCCCUCACAAGAGACAAGCAUCUUAUGCCUCUUUUCUUCAAUUUUUCAUUGAUAUUCAUGGGAUUCUAAAUUAAUAAAGAGCAUCAGAGGGUUUUGGGAAGCUUCUCUACUAAUGCUGUCAUAUUCCCUGAUUCCCAGAAUCAGAUCUCCUCAGUGAGAGUGUCAGUUUUCUGGUAAAUAAGUUUUGGAGGCAAAGGGGGAGUGAUAAAAGAGGGGCUGGGUGGAAGGAGCACUAAUAAUAAUUCUGGCUCAUCACUGCAGAUGUUGCUCUUGGUGACAUGCUAAUGAGUGGCACACGCGCUGCCGUUCCAAAGAAACAUCGUUGCGUAUAAUGUACAGAAAUUGUUCUGAGAGCUUUUAAGGUGAGAAUGCGCCACGCACGGCAGAGUCUGUGAGCUGCUUUUGGAACAGCUGCGUUUUUUGCUGCCUCCAACAGGGCUGCUGUGAACGUGCCCCCCCCCUCUACAUUUCAAGCUUGUGUUUUUUGAAACAAAGAACCUGGAAGCUGCUUCACACAUGUCUAAUUUUCUGCAUGGAUAUGCAUAGAGAAGUUCACAUACACUGUCACACCCACAGGUCACAGCCACAAGAGGGGUGGAGGGGGGAGGUGUUUGCCUGAUGCUUUCUUUUGUCAAUCAAUAUGUAAAACUCCACCACCUUCCACUCCAUGCACAUCUUGGAUUCCUGGGACUGUAGCCUCCAAACGUUUCUCUGGCGUGUCCACUCCACUCCGUUGAUGACAAUAGCAGAACGCUCAUGUCUGAAGAUUGUGUGGGACAUUUUGCUGCAGCCCCAUUUUCUCACUGGCUACCCCUUUAAAGCAAAUCUCUCUCUGUGUGAUGAUUGUGAGCUUACUUGCCCCAGUCAGCAUCCCAGAGCCCUAACACCCCAAGCCCAGAGCCAGGUAAGUGAGGCCCAUGGACUUUGAGAAAGAGGCACAAGCCUCUGACAGGGUCCUAGAGCUCUCCGCCCCCACCCCGCCUUCCCAAAGCUGGGCAAGCGCUUUCAAGACUUUGGUAAGGAACCGUGAGGGCUCUAGGACACUGCCAGAGCCCUCAUGGCUCUUUCCCAAAGCCAGGCAAACAGCAUCCCUUUCCAGGAGAUCCUGGCUUUAUGCAUUUUUGUAUGUAUAUGUGUGCCCACCCCCCACCAAACCCUCACUCAAGAUGCGAGUUACCUGCAAUGGAUUGGGUGUGUAUACACACUACCUUUGGUACCAAAAAAUGAAAUAAGGAACUCCACCACCCAAAAAGAAUGGUGCUUCAUUGUACCAGGGCUCUUAGGGAUCUGUUUUCAGUUACCAGGGCUGGGCCCUUGAAUGUGUGAGAGAAAGUACCUCUGAGUAUGCAAGGAGCACAUUAUCUUGACUACUGAGCAAUUGCAAGUUAUCCAUGCCCACAUGCAAAUUUAGAAACAUGCAAGGUCAUGAUGUGACAGUUGUUUGGGCUUCAGCCCCAGCACCAUUCAUUUUAGACAUGGAUCAUUACCUUCUAGCAUAGCACGCCAUUAGAGAGCACAAAAGUCCCUUUUUGGUUUCCUCCCUGUGCCCUUCCUAGUUGCUCUUUCCCGCUUUCAGAACUCUUCCUACUCCCCAUCCACACAUCUUGUGCCAGGAAUCUUCUUCAAUACCAGUGGGAAACCCAGAGUGUCCAUCCUUGCUUCUCCAAGUGGGAUGGGUGGGUUCUCCCACCUCCCUUUUCAGCCACAGCAGCUGAGUUCUUUCCAAAAUAAGACAGACUUUUGAGGCAGCAUUGGUGGGAGCUUUGGUUGCCUGAGGGAGGCUGGUGGUGGCUCUGCUGGGAUUUAGGUGAGGUUUUAGGGGUUAGGUGCCACCCCCCCCACCCAUUCUUCAGACCAACCCUGUCCCCACUCAACUAAACAGUUCAAGGGCUGCAAGUUUUUUCCCCUUCUCUUCCUCUCCAACUCAUGUGCUUCUUUGUGGCAAAGCUCUACUGUCGUGAGAAGAACGCAGUAUAGAUAUGUGCCAUUUUGCCAUAUACAGGUGUGAAGGGAAAACCCCGACUGACACAGCAGCCAUUUUCUACACAGAAGGGCCAAUCUGUAUAGAAAAACUCUAGUGUAUGAAGCAGCUCAUAGUAAGAAGAAAGAAUGUGCCUCCUGUGCCUUGAACUGUUUUCCUUUCCUAGAACAGGAAGGCUAUUCUUUCUGCUCCUCCCCAUCCUAUUAUGGAAUCUUCUUUAGUCCAACAACUAAAGGAAACAGUUUUACUUCCAUGGAAAAAUAUAGGAAAGUAAAUUGAUGGAGUUAUUCAUGUUGCCCUCACCACCUCUGGCUGUGUAAGCAAAGAACAGGAUGAGGUCAUUGACUCCAUCAUCCCAUUUCCAGUAUAUUUGGUUGCGUGGCCAUAAAUGGCCACUCAGCAUAUGACAUCAUUUGCUUCAUUUAGGGUCUGAGCACUUUGACCAGGUGCACAUCCCUUUCCCGCAUCUCAGUGCCUUCAAGUGCCUUUCCCAACAGCACCAUUAAAAUCAUGUGUAGAAGACCAAUAUGACUAAAACUAAAUGCCAGCUGUCUCCAAGGGAAGGCCAUUACAUCCAGAUCAAUUAAUGUAUUGGGAGCAGUUGUAAUCAUAUGUAGGUUGAUUCCGGACAAUAGCUCCCUAUAUUUCCUCAGCAUUUCCACCUUAAAGGGAUAUUUUCAAAGUGGGUACCUGCAAACUACCAGUGCUGGGAUGGAGAAGGGGGGAAUGAGGAAGGGCUCCCAAUGUACUGUUGAGAAAGGGUAGAAAUAGGUGUAACAUAGGUGCCCUGUGGAUAGCUCAGGUGGUAGAGCAUGACACUCUUAACCUCAGGGUUGUGGGUUCAAGCCCCACAUUGGGCAAAAGAUUCCGACAUUGCAGUGGCAAAAGAUUCAUGCAUUGCAGGGGGUUGGGCCAAAUGGCCCUCGGGUUCCCUUCCAACACUUAUGACUCUAUGAAAACAAGGUGUAGACUGUAGACAUUAGUACAUGGAGACUGUGGAUGCUGAGUGUACACGAGUCCUUCAUAAUCCUUAUUGAGAUGCACCUCUAACAAGGACAUGGUAUUCAUGUUGUUAGUGUUGGUGUCACUCAAUGAAUAACAUAAGGUUCAAGUUGUCAGAUGAUGAAAUAUCUCAAGAGUUACUUAUCAUCCUUCCCUGUGAUGGGUAUGGGAACUCUGGUAUGCACCUGGAGUUCCCAUUUACACUUGCAUUUCAAUGGGGCUUCAAGUCUGUGUGAUCCUUUCCUUUCUAUUGAAAUGAACUUAUUGAGCCAUAUGUUCCUUGUGCAUUGCAGCACAGUCUUUCUGCCAGGCCAGAGGAAUUGCCAUUGUGACUCCAUUUCCAGUUGUGAGGCUGGAGUGGAAGGCUGGCCUCUGAGCAGCCUUGCAUCUCUUCUUUUCUGAGUUAGCAUGAUCCGCCAUUAAGAUUACAACUGGAGAGUCAAGGGAGUAUAUAUGAGGCUGUUAAUGGGGCUACAUUUUCAUGAAAUGCCCUCAGUCUCUACAUACUACAAUCUUUAUCAAAUCUGUAAGUGCCCUUAAAGCAGUUCAUUGAUUUUUAGCUCCUGAAUUUCUCUCCUGCUUCUGCUUUCUGAUGCCACGUCCUCCCCUUUGGCUGUUAAAUAUUUUCCAAUAUCCCACCUGUGUUUCCGCCCCCACCAGCAUCUCUCCCCUAGCAGUAGCUUUACAGCUAUAUGUGCUUGAAUGAUAUCUUACAUAAACUCAUUCUCAAGACACCUUGAAGGGGGGCUGGUUGGUUGGUUGGUUGGUGUGGGUUUUUCUUUCUCAUUUUUUGCCUGUUCCAGAUGAUGGAUAGGCAGUAAAAUAGACUGUGUGGAAGAUGAAUACACUGGGGAGCAUCUCGCCAUGUGUCACAAAACGCUCAAGACUUCCCGGGAUCUUCACUGCAUUAGCAAGCAUUCUGCUGCCGCUCUGCAGAAAUGGAUUGCGACAGAUUGGACGUGCCACUUGCACCCCUCCUGCCACCUCUCUUUUGCCUGUUGAUUUCCCGCCGAACCUUUAUGGUUACAUGCAGGUGUACAAGCAGUGACAGUGACAACAACAAAAAGCUACAUAAACUUGACGGCCAGAAAAUAGCAAUAAAAUCAUGCUGUGUUAAAAGUGAGAGGAGUAGAAGGGGGAAUAAAGGCUGUGGUUUCUCAGAGGGAAUUAUUUUGGUUUGGGCCUUGUUGCUCAAGGGGUAGUCCCCCUGAACCUCAAGUCUCUGCCUUCCUCUCCCAUCACACUAACUCUGCACCUAUCCUAUUGCUGUGGGUGCACUCAUGUGAUAUUUCAGUUUCCGUAAGGAACCACGGUUCCUGAGACUUAGCUUUUGCUAUUCUGCUGAGCAAGAGGCAAAUGAGAGCAAGAGGCUGGUCUACCCCAUAAGUUGAGUAACUUCUGUUUACAGGUUUACACAAAGUGGUUGCCCAGUGCUCUAGGGACCAUGAGAUGGCCAGUGUUCAUGCUGGGAAUACAAAUGCUCCCUAACUUGGUCUAAUUUUCUCGUUUUGCUUUGCUUUGCUUUUUGUUUUGUUAUACCUGUCUGCUGCAAUUGGUCGCUGCCCUCCUUUCCCUGAGUGUUGGUAGAUGUGGAUGCAUAUCUGUUGAAAGCUGUUCACAGCUGGAGCAUGGCAGGUCAUGCCACAAGCAGAUGUCUCAUGAGAAAGGCAGAUUUUGUAUUCACAAAUGUGUAUAGAUUUAACCAGAUUCCUUGCAUUGGGUGGGAAAGGUGCUCCUCAUUUUCCUCUUGCUUAUUUCUACAACAUGCUUAGAUACUGCAUCCUCUCCACAUCUGCUUCACUUUUAUUGCCUGCUCUGUUAACUCCCAGCUCAUCUUCUCAUUAUCUUCAUUGAUUCUGCGUAUUAGUUUAUUCAACCCCAAUUCACUUAAUUACUGUGAGAGGCUUUUUCUCAGUCUGCACAAACUUUGUCCCCCCUCUCUCCUUAAGGCUAAUCUGAAAAAAAACCAGAUGUGUUAAUUGGCUGUUCCAGCUGCAAAUCCUGGCCUACUUGGGUGAGCUGUGUUCCUUCCUUCCCACCCGCAAACACAAUUUGCAAACACAAGCUUGUGCUUGUGUUAGUCUGCCCAACACACUUUCACAGUGGGGAAAAACAGAUUCAUAGAUUGCAUGAAGCCCCCCAAGUGGUUAUCGGGUUUUAGAUCCUAUUUAUACUUCAGAUUGAUAUACUUGUUCUGUAUACUAUAUCACUCCAACAGUUAGGAUACUUAGGAGAACAGGUGUGGGUUCCCUGGGAAGAGGGAAUGCCUGAUACCAGUUUUUCUGUUGGUGUGAAGGGAGUGUAGCUCUGUAGAGCACAUGCCUUGCCUGUAGAAGAUCCAAGGUUUGAAACCUUCCUCCUGGGAAUAAUGUCACCAGAAAUCAAAAAAGAAAUUAGGUCACUUUUUAUGUACACAACAGUAGCAGCCAGGAUCUUAAUUACAAGAAACUGGAAAAGUGACAAAACACCUACGAUAAAUGAGUGGCAGGUCCAAAUGAUAGAAUAUUUACAGAUGGCCAUGAUGACAGAGAGAAUUAGAGGUUAUCCAAAACAGAAAGUACAGAAAGAAUGGAAAAUCUUUAAAGAGUAUCUGGAAAAACAUUACAAUAACAAAUAUCUCCUGACAGAAAUAGAAUGAUCCUUGUAAAACAACAAAUAUAAUGUUUUUUUAUGUCUGACGAAAACAAAGAAAGCAAUACAAUAAUUUGGAUCAGUGUGUGAAAAAAUAGUAGAAAUAAUAACACAAUGAGUCUAAUCAGAAGUCAAAUGUGUUUAUUUUGUUUUCUUUUCCUUUUUUUCUUUAUCCCCUUUCUCUCUUUUUUUCUUUGUUCUCUCUCCCCCCCCCCUUUUUUUCCUCUUCUUUUUUCUUUUUUAUGCCUCCUUUCUUGGUCUUUCUCUUUUUGAUUUGUUAAGAGAUAAAGACAUAAAAGUGUAAUAUGAAAACUUCAGUAAGUUAAAAGUGAUGUGUAAUUUUUCUAUUACUAUUUAUAUAUUGUUAAAAUUGGUUAAUUGUAAUUAAUUGAUGUAGCAAUUACUGUGGGUUUUUCCUUUGUUAUUGUUGAAUUCUAAAUAAAGUAUUAUUAUUAUUUUUUUAAAAAAGAAGAUCCAAGGUUCAAACUAUGUCAUGUCAUGCUAAGAGACUAUGGUGGUAUCGUGGCUUUCCUGUGGUGUGUUAACUCAGGAAACUGUGGUUUGCAUAAACUAUAGUUGUGCAGAAAAGGCCAGGAUUUGCAAUCAAGGAUUGUUCCUGUUUUGCUUUGAAACAUUAAGCAAACCAUUGUUCCAUGAGUAUGAAUAUCUUGGCAAACUGUGGUUAGCGGAAGGUUAGAAGGCAUGCUUUGCAUACGGAAAGCCCCAGGUUCAGUUCCUGCUGUCUCCACUUUAAAGGAUUUAGUAACAAGUGGUGGGAGAGAUCAAUACUGUGUAUUCUGAUUGGCAGUGGCUUUCUGGGGACUCCAGCCUAGGCCUAAAUGAAUGAAUAGCCUGACGUGGAAUGUAUUUAACCAUCAUUUUCUGUUUGAGCUGAACCUUGUCAAGGUGUUUCAUAAAGAUUUACUUUGUUUAGGAAGAAGUGUUAAGAAAUAAACAGAGAGAGAUCAAUGGUUUAAGAUUAAAAAUGAAUUGAGGAUGUUAAAGAAUCCUUUAACUUGAUGGAAUCCUUAAAACUAGUGGGACUGAGCUAUGUGAUAAUAGCAUAAAAAACUUUGUGUAAUGCACAGCCAAGGCAAGGCAGUAGAAGAUGAGUGAAUCCUUUAAUCACUGCAGAACAGCUGCCAGCUCUUGGUCUAACUUGGGAGGCUAGUAGUAUUUAAGCCAAAGGAUGUUUUCUUUCUAGCAAUAGCAGUAAGCAGCCGUAUUCCUCCCACACUGAGGCUGUGGAAAUUGUAGAAGAAUAGUGAAUGCAACUACUGAAAGCACCAUCUUUGUUGGGUUGGAAUAUGGUGCAUGCGUGUGCUUGGAGCUAAGCAUUGCUUAGCCAUUUAAUGGCCAUCACCUUGCCUUUGAUGGGAAGUUCUUGAUGUCAUUUUGAAUGUACCUUCCAUCAACCUAACUCUAUGAGCUAGGUAUUCAUACUUCUGGUGUGAAUGUGUGGACACCAUAGGCCUUGACAUCACAUGCAGUAAUAAUCCCUUUUCCUACUGUAAUUCACAGGUUUAAAGGCAAGUCUGAAAACUUCUCUGUUUAUUCUCUCCCCCCCCCCCCCGCCCAUUUAGGGCUGACACUCUCCCUUCACCAAGUCCUCCCCAAAGGAAUAGACGAUACAACGAUGACGAUCCUUCGCCUGCCAAUGGACCCUGUUGA